Podarcis lilfordi (Lilford's wall lizard) is the source of this 69758-nucleotide messenger RNA. The record is from the annotation of a GenBank genome assembly. NCBI's taxonomy places the organism in Eukaryota, Metazoa, Chordata, Lepidosauria, Squamata, Lacertidae.
AAAGAGGAAAGGAAUUCGAGAGGGAGAAUGUGGCUGAACUGAGCUGCUGGAGAAGGCAGGCGUCUCCUGGACUAAAGUCCUAGUGGGAAUACAAAAAGCAGGAGAAGAGGAGGUAAGAGGCUGGUGGUCUUUGGGGCACUAGGGUGGGGGACAUGCCCUGAGUGAAAACUCAUAUAAGGGGAAAAGGUGUCUUCUGACUUCAGUUUACCAUCCUGUCCCCUCUGCGCUUGCGGCAUCCUGGAAAUGCCUGCGUGGGCAAGAGAGAAAUACAGUGGUACCUCGGGUUACAUACGCUUCAGGUUACAUACGCUUCAGGUUACAGACUCCGCUAACCCAGAAAUAGUGCUUCAGGUUAAGAACUUUGCUUCAGGAUGAGAACAGAAAUCGUGCUCUGGCGGCGCGGUGGUGGCAGCAGGAGACCCCAUUAGCUAAAGUGGUGCUUCAGGUUAAGAACAGUUUCAGGUUAAGUACGGACCUCCAGAACAAAUUAAGUACUUAACCCGAGGUACCACUGUACAGACCCAGAAGAAGCUUGCGGAUUUGGCAGAAGUUCUCUUGUUUGACUCUGCCAACAAUCUCGCCGUAGGCAAGGGAUUCUGGGAAGCUGUCUGGGCUAGGGAGAUGAUACAGGAAGGCGAAGAGCAGGUGUUUCACGUUCGCUGUGCUUCUAAUUGGUGUUCUGCAUUUUGAGCUGGCUGAAUCCGAUGCAGGUUGCAAAAUGAGGACAAACUCUCACCCUGCCAAUAUACUUCUGCAAUGCUUCCAGCCUAAGGCGGCGAUGUCUUUUUAGCAUAGCACAGCGAUGCCCUGAAGGCUCCCAAAUUAUGAGUGGUGGAGGAACUGUUGCCUGGCCUUGCUUCAUGGAGUGGGGGACCUGUGGCCCUCCAGAUAUUGCUGAACUCCCAUCAUCCCCAGCCAGCACAGCCAAAGGUCUGGGAUGAUGGAAGCUGGAGUCCAGGCACACCUGGAGGACCACGGAUUAGGUGCUCCUCAUCUACACAAAUGAAAGUUCAGGGCUUGGGUUUUCCAGUUUAAAAGGCUAUGAGAGCCACGAGCAUGCAAGCCAAUGUGGGCUUGUUAGUUUUGUCCCUGUUCCUUAGCUGUUUUCAUUGUAAUUGUUGUUGCUUUUUUACAGCGCCUUGUGACAUUUGUGACUGGGUGAUCUCCACAGAAGCCUGUGCCGGGGGGGGGGGACUCAUAAUUUUGCACCCGGGGCCACAGCCCCCCCGCCCCCCAAGCUAUGCCAAGUGUCCAUAUUUUCCAGGGACAUUCCCCGAUUUACAGAAGCCGUCCCAGUUUCUGAUUUCAUCCAAGAAUGUCCCGCUUUUCCUUAGGACGUCUCUAUUUUCACCAGAGAAAUACAGGAGGGUAUGGAGUACAGUGGUAUCUCGGGUUAAGUACUUAAUUCGUUCUGGAGGUCCGUUCUUAACCUGAAACUGUUCUUAACCUGAAGCACCACUUUAGCUAAUGGGGGCCUCCUGCUGCCACCACGCCGCUGGAGCACGAUUUCUGUUCUCAUCCUGAAGCAAAGUUCUUAACCUGAAGCACUAUUUCUGGGUUAGCGGAGUCUGUAACCUGAAGCGUAUGUAACCUGAAGUGUAUGUAACCCAAGGUACCACUGUAAUACAACCCUCAAGCCAAGGAGACAAGUAACUGCAACCUUUAGAAGACAUCUGAAGGCAGCCCUGUAUAGAAAGUUUUUUAAACGUUUAAUGUUUUAUUCUGUUUUUAUAUCUGUUGGAAGCCGCCCGGAGUAGCUGGAGCAACCCAGUCAGAUGGGCGGGGUAUAAAUAAUACAAUUAUUAUUAUGGAACUGGUCAUCGCUAUUGUCAUUUGAGAAAUUUUGGAGUGUAUGGGAUCAUGAGAUCUACUCUGUAUGCUGCUACAUGUGUGUACACUGAGAGUGCAGAACCUCAGGAAUGGAGGCUGAAUGUGGCCCUCAAGGCCUGACUAUCUGGCCCUCAGAACUGCCCCAUUUCCCCCCGGCUGGAAUGUGUCAUUGGAUUCUGAUACUGCCUCUCACUUGUUUGCAUGGAGGAUAGAAAGGGGUGUGAGACUAGGUGUAGAAACUAGCCUGCUGUACAAAGGUAACGUUUACAUUUGCUUCUCAGCCUACUUUUGAGAGCCAGUGUGGUGUAAAGGUUAAGAGCGGUAGACUCGUAAUCUGGUGAACCGGGUUCAUGUCUCCGCUCCUCCACAUGCAGCUGCUGGGUGACCUUGGGCUAUUCACACUUCUCUGAAGUCUCUCAGCCCCACUCACCUCACAGAGUGUUUGUUGUGGGGGAGGAAGGGAAAGGAGAUUGUUAGCCGCUUUGAGACUCCUUAAAGGUAAAGGUAAAGGGACCCCUGACCGUUAGGUCCAGUCAUGAACCUCUGGGGUUGCGGCACUCAUCUCGCUUUAUUGGCCGAGGGAGCCGGCAUACAGCUUCCGGGUCAUGUGGCCAGCAUGACUAAGCCGCUUCUGGCAAACCAGAGCACCGCACGGAAACGCCGUUUACCUUCCCGCUGGAGCAGUACCUAUUUAUCUACUUGCACUUUGAUGUGCUUUCGAACUGCUAGGUUGGCAGGAGCAGGGACCAAACAACGGGAGCUCAUCCCGUCACGGGGAUUUGAACCACCGACCUUCUGAUCGGCAAGUCCUAGGCUCUGUGGUUUAACCCACAGCGCCACCCGUGUCCCUUACUGAGACUCUUUAGGGUUGCGAUAAAGCAGGAUAUCAAAUCCAAACUCCUCCUCCUCCUCCUCCUCCUCCUCCUCCUCCUCCUCUUCUUCUUCUUCUUCUUCUUCUUCUUCUUCUUCUUCUUCUUUUGCCUCUGGCCCCGCCUACCACUGGCAUGUGGCCCUGGGAAAUCUGCCUAGAAAGGAUUGUGGCCCUCAGGCGGAAAAUGGUUCCCCACCAUUGGUAUAGGCUCUUCACCGGAACUUGCUGCAUGUAGGCUACAGAUCAGAUCUUGCAGGAAUUGGUUCAUGGACCUCAAUAACAAUAACCUCUGUUUCACUCUACUCUUCUGCGUCCUCGACCCGCAUUGGCACUUACAGUGUCCAAAUUUAGUUCCGAUAAUUAUCUCUUCGGCUAUGAGCGAUUGACUUUAGGGUGGGAUUGCCUGGUUCAACCAGUCGAUCCAGCCUACUAGUUUGUUCUGGAAUCUGGCCUUAUCAGUGGGCACCUCUAAAAGGUGAAAGGACUUUGCAUCGGUAUGCCUGUGUCUUUGGGGUAGGGAGGGAGGAGGAAUUUGAACCCAUCUGCAUUUGAAGGUGAACCUAAGCUGGGGAGAAAAGUAAAGUAAAGACCUGAUGAAGAGAGCACAGCUGAGGUUAUAUUUUCUGAGAAACCUCUGGAAAAAUAAUCUCUCAAAGGACCUGUUGAUAGCAUUUUACCAUUGUCCUGUCGAGAGUGUAUUAACUUAUGGUCUGUGUGUGGUUUGGGAGCUGCAUGGUCAGGGGAAAAAAAAAUGCUGUCCAGCGUUGUAAAGAUUGCAGAGAGAAUAAUUGGGUGCACGCUUCCUACCUUGGAUCAAAUCUGUGCUUCUAGGUGUCACAAGAAAGCUGCAGAGAUAGUGCAGGAUAGUGCACACCCCGGAAAUGACCUCUUCCAGGUUCUGCCUUCUGGAAGAAGGUGUACAGGGUUAUAAAGACUAAGACCAGCUGCCUGAGAAACAAUUUCUAUCCAAAUGCGAUUUUGGUUUUAAAUGCAGUGUAAGGUAGUAAGGGACGCGGGUGGCGCUGUGGGGUAAACCACACAGCCUAGGGCUUGCUGAACAGAAGGUUGGCGGUUCGAAUCCCUGUGACGGGGUGAGCUCCCAUUGCUCAGUCCCUGUUCCUGCCAACCUAGCAGUUCGAGAGCACAUCAAAGUGCAAGUAGAUAAAUAGGUACCGCUCCGGCGGGAAGGUAAACGGUGUUUCCGUGCGCUGCUCUGGUUUGCCAGAAGCGGCUUAGUCAUGCUGGCCACAUGACCCGGAAGCUGUACGCCGGCUCCCUCAGCCAAUAAAGCGAGAUGAGCACCGCAACCCCAGAGUCGGCCACGACUGGACCUAAUGGUCAGGAGUCCCUUUACCUUUACCUUUAAGGUAGUCUCUAUGGGAGUAUAUUGUAUUUAAUUAUGGGGUAUCAGAGUUUCUAGUGGGUUAACCAGGCUGGGAUAGCUGAGGCAGCAGGCUUGUUGGUUUUUGAAUGUCUGAUGUAGAUUUUUUCAAUUUCAUUGUUCUGUAUGGGACAAUGACAUUAAAGUUUAUCGUAUCGUAUCGAACCUGCCUACUCCACACUUCCCAAUGCGAUGCAAAAACAGAAACACAGCCGUUCUUAAAAAUUCUCAUUUCUCCAAAUUUGGCAAUGCCAAAAUCUAUUUCUGGCCAAGUAAUGUAUGCAACAUUUAAUAUACUAGGUAGGGUGAUGUGUUGGCUAAUGCAUGUAUUGGUGAAAAUGACAUACCCCCAAAUGCAUUAUUUUAGAGGAAACAGAACAUGACGGAUCAGGCCAAUGGUCCCUGUUCUAACAGGGUCCAACUUGAUGACUCUGGGGAACCUGCAAGUGGGACCACUUCCCCAUCUGUGUUCUCAAGCAACUGGUAUUCAGAGGCAUUCCUGACUUCAGCUGCAGAGAUAGAUCAUAGCCAUGAUGGUCAUUGAUAGCCUUCUCCUCCAAGUAUUUGUCCAAUUGCCUUUUAAAGUCAUGCCUCCUGUGGCAGCGAGUUCCGCUGACUAUACGCUGCAUGAAGAAGUACUUUUAUUAUCCUGAAUUUUCCAACAUUCAUAGGAUGUACAUGUUCUCGUGUUAUGAGAAGGGGGGUGGGGUGGGAGGAAUCCUCUACACCUAUUCUGCAUGCCGUGCAUAAUUUUGAAAACUUCUAGUGUGUCACCUCUUACUUAGAGAAAACUAAAAAGUCCCGAAAGCGGCAACUUUUCUUUGCUGAGAAGUUGCUCUGUCCUCUUGAUCCAACUUGACAAUAUCCAAUUUGUGGGGAGGUGACCACAUUCCAGCAUUCCAAAUGCUGUUGCAACGUAGAUUUGUUCAAUGGCAUUAUGAUAGUAGCAGUUUUAUUUAAAAUCCCCUUCCUGAGGAUACAAGCUUUUCACAACUGCUUUGAAAAAAAAAUACAUGCAUUAGGCAAGAUUGCGCAUGACUCGCACUUUCCACCACCCAGGCCCAGCCACAGGAGAAGCUGGAUAACAGGGAGGACCAAGACUGCAUACAGAAAUAAGUAACUCAAGAGAGAUUCACAUUCAAAUGCUUGCGAAUUUUCACGAGUUUCAUUUCCCUCGCCGUUGCUGUGGAAAUAGAGUGGUACCUUGGGUUAAGAACUUAAUUCGUUCCAGAGGUCCGUUCUUAACAUGAAACUGUUCUUAACCUGAGGUACCACUUUAGCUAAGGGGGCCUCCCGCUGCUGCUGCUGCCGCAGCACCACCAGCGCGCAAUUUCUGUUCUCAUCCUGAGGUAAAGUUCUUAACCUGAAGCACUAUUUCUGCGUUAGCAGAGUCUGUAACCUGAAGCGUAUGUAACCUGAAGCAUAUGUAACCCAAGGUACCACUGUACAGUGGUACCUUGGGUUAGGAACUUAAUUCGUUCCAGAGGUCCAUUCUUAAUCUGAAACUGUUCUUAACCUGAGGUACCACUUUAGCUCAUGGGGCCUCCCGCUCCCGCCGCGCCGCAGGAGCACGAUUUCUGUUCUCAUCCUGAGGUAAAGUUCUUAACCCGAGGUACAAUUUCUGGGUUAGCGGAGUCUGUAACCUGAAGCGUCUGUAACCUGAGGUACCACUGUAUGGAGAACUUAACUUCAGAUUUGGGAAGAAAACGAGAAACCCACAAUUGACGGAUUCGCUCACGCCUGGUUGGAGAUGUGAGGCCAGUUUCCUCCUCCAGGUUAAAAAAGGAAGGUGAUCCAGGAUGGGGGCGGCGAAGCAGCAUCUUGUUCCAUUACGGAAUUCCCUGGGCAGCAAAUUUCCCAUCAGCCCUUUUAGUAUAGCUAUUCUGCGGUUCCCCUUCUCCGUCGCCUCCAAGCCGGCUGGUUUCUCCGCAGGUCUCCGUCCAAGAGCAAGCAGCUCUGGCAGCCCCAAAGCACUCGGCUACGACUCGGAGUCGACAGUGUAGUAAUAAUGAGUUUUCUGGGCCUCGGCCAAGGGCCUAAUGGCAUCUGCACCGUGGCGUCUUUAUUGACUGCGAUGAGUGCUGCUGACUUAUAUAUAGGAAUGGCAGGGAAGGCUGGCGGAGGUGAAGAGAGCUGAGCAUUGGGGGAGUUCGGAAGAGGAGAGAGGAGGGCGAGGCUGGAAUUAUGCGAGGCGGGUGGGUUGGGGUGGAAAGGGGCUGGGAUCUUAGCCCUUAAGUUCCUUCCCUGCUCAGUUUAGGUCAUAAGAGCAUUCUCCAUUAGAUGUCAAAAUACUGCCCUUAAUCAUCUUUAGUCCUCACUCAGGCCCCAUAAACCAGCACUGGCAGCAGCAGCAAAGAGUUUUUUUGGAACCAUGAAGACCAAAGCAGAACUGGGGGAUUCUCAGGUUAAAUGGAGUUCUCCAGGCCUCUGUUUCAGCCCUCCAAACUCUCCUCAGGCUGUUACUUUGACAGGCCCUGAUUUAAGCCCUUCUUGCAUAUUUCUGCCUGCCUGGAAUGUGUCCUUGAGCCCAGUUCAUUCCUCUUGCUUCCUUGGAUAGAGGCUCAAGAGGAAUACGUGAGUGCGUGGGGAAGCUAACCCACCGUGCAAAGGAAAAAUUACAUUUGCUGCUCAGCGUGCUUUUGUCUCUGGCCUCAUCCAACUGCUGGCAUGCAGCUCUCGUAAAAAUAUACGGCCUUUGGGCUGAAAAAUGUUCCCCCGCCCUGGAUAACAGCACAAGCGUUUGUGGAAGCAAAUAGUCUAGGGACUAUAUUAAGGGAUUUGAAUGCGCUAUAAACAUGCAACACUAGACUGCGCCAGAGAGCAGGAAAUUCUAAAACACGAUUUUCCAUAGGGAUUUUUUUUCUUUUGUUAAAGCGAUCUAAUUUCUGACUUAUUUAUAGCAUUUUACCCACCUGUGUUUAGAUCCACCCUAGCUUUAACACAUGCAUGAAUGGCUAUUGGGAUUGCGUCAUAUAUCUCUGAGGAAGUGGGCUCAUGCCCACAAAAAAAUGAUGUCGUAAUACAUCACACUUUCUAAGAUUUCAGUCUGUGUUAGGAGGAUUGCUAGUUUGUGCUUUCAGAAAGCGCUUGUUUAGUAUGUAAACCUGGGAGCAGCAUGGGAGCUUUCCAGUGGGUGAGGAACCAAUCCGGCCCCUGCAUUUAUCAUCUGAGGCCCUUCUCACUGUGUUCCCUCCGAGGGAGGGAGGUGCAGAGUGUGUCAACAGAAGAACAUGCCUUCUCAGUGGUGGCUCCUCACUUAUGGAACACUCCCCAAGGAAGCACAUCUGGCACUAUCACUUUAAGGGCCAGGCAAAAAUUUCACCAGGUCUUGGCUCUUAAUUAUCUGUGGCCUCCUUCAGUGAGUGGGAUGCAUUAGUCUUGCGUUUUUACAAAUACAUUUUUAGCUUUUACUCUCUUUUAGUUUUACCUUGGUUUUAAUGUAUGCACUAUUUUUGAGUUACUUUAAAUAAAAAGUGCAAUAAGUAACAAGAACAACCACAUGCCCUCCACCAUGUCUCCGAUGAAAAUAGGGACGUCCUAUUCCAUAAUAAUAAUAAUUUUACUAUUUAAACUUCACACAUCUGACCGGGCUGCCCCAGCCAUUUUGGGCAGCUUCUAACAUAUAGAAAAACAUAAUAAAACAUUUUAAAAAACCCUACCCUAUACAGGACUGCCUUCAGAUGGCUAGGGGUGUGUGUGUCAUAUAACUCCAUACCCUCCAACAUUUCUCCAAUGAAAAUAGAAACGUCCUAAGGAAAAGUGGAACAUUCUGGGAUCAAACCAGAAACCAGGACAGUUUCUGUAACUCUGGGAUUAUUACUGGAAACUAGUUAGAAUUGGAGGGUCAGCAACUAUCUCAGGCCUGGAGACCAAGUGUGACCCUCAGGCCUCUCGAUUUGACCCUCCUCCUUAGCCAACCCCACAUCUCUCCCAGCCCCACUUUUGCUCACCCUCCUUGCAUGUUUUUGCCUGGCUGGAAUGUGUCCUUAAACUCUGAGAAUGCCUUUUGUUUUCCUGGAUAGAUGGAGAAGGGCGUGCGAGUAUGAACAGAAGCUACCCAUGCAAAGAGGCACACAUCCCAGGGCAGGUGGUGUAAUCUUUCUUCUCGGAAGGUUUAGGCUUUGUCACUUUUUGAUUUAAAAGCAGAGUCUUGUAGAAGGACCAGACCUAGGGUGAGAUGUUGAUUUCUCCUCCUGCUGCUGCUGUUGUGAAUCAGCAAGGAAAAGGAGGGGCAGGAAAUAUCACAAUUUCCUCUCUCAUCUCAGGCAGCUUCAGCAGGGAGAGGGGGCUGGGGUCGGAAAACAAGGGGCAAGAGAGUGGGAUGCAAGCGUCUUUGGUGUGAGUUUAAAUAUUAUCAUUAUUUUUUUCCUCAGGAGGGAAGGAGCAGUAGACGCUGCCCCACCACCUACCUGUUUUUUACUCACAACAACCAGCACUGCCUGUCAGUUUCCUCCUCCUCAGGCUGUGUACACACGCCAGAGUGUCAAUGCACAUGUGAGUCACACAUAUCUGAUUUUCCCCACGUGGGCUUUUGGGGAAGUUUGUCCACACAGGACCACUUUCCAUUGAACUCUGUCUUAAUGUUCCAGUCCAUGCAAGUGGGCAAUGCUUGAUGGGUUGUGAUCAGUGCCAGAUAUUACGUAUAAGCUAAACAAGCUAUAGCUUACAGCCCCACUCUCUUGGGGGCCCUAAAAAAAAUUUAAAGGGGAAAAAACCUGGAUGUACAUUUCCAAAAUAUAAGAUAAAACAACAACAUUACUUUGAUAAAAUACCCACAGUGGUACCUCAGGUUAAGAACUUAAUUCGUUCCGGAGGUCCGUUCUUAACCUGAAACUGUUCUUAACCUGAAGCACCACUUUAACCAAUUGGGGCGCUUUGCCGCUGCUGCACGAUUUCUGUUCUCAUCUGAAGCAAAGCUCUUAACCCGAGGUAAUAUUUCUGGGUUAGCGGAGUCUGUAACCUGAAGCGUAUGUAACCUGAAGCGUAUGUCACCCGAGGUACCACUGUACAGUCAUACCUCGGGAUAAAUACGCUUCAGGAUAAGUAUUUUCGGGUUGCGCUCCGCGGCGACCCAGAAGUAACAGAGCGCGUUACUUCUGGGUUUCGCCGCUCGUGCAUGCGCAGACGGUCAAAAUGACGUCACAACCCGCACAUGCACAGACGCGCUGUAGCAGCUUACGUUCUGUUUAGGAUGCAAACGGGGCUCCAGAACAGAUCCCGUUCACAUCCCGAGGUACCACUGUAUUUUGUUAUGUGCAAAUGGGUUUAGAUACCUAUUAGGUCCAUAAAUUACCAUAUAGCAUAUAUUCAACACAAAAACAGCGACAAUUUGUUGUUGACAAAGGACAGCUGGACAUAUAAAGGGCCCCAUUAGCUUCAGUGGCUUAGGGCUUCAUCAAACCUAAAUCCGACCCUGGUUGUGACACCACUUUAUGGCUCCCCCCAAGUCAUUCUGGGGGCUGUGGUGUGUUAAGGGUGCUGAGAGUUAAGAGGCCCCCAUUCCCCUCACAGAGCCUCCAUUCUCUUUGCCAAUUCAUUUCUAGGUUGCUAAUUCAAGAUGCUGACAUUAGGGUUUACUGAGGCCCCAAAUCUCUGGAAAACCAUCUCCUUCCCUACAAACCCUCUAGGUGCCUUCAGAGGCUUGGGGUGGAGGCAGCAGAAGAGGGCAUUCUCUGUUGUUAUAAGGGGGGAAAACUGCUCCUUUUCCCUUAUGGGGUAUCAAAAGGCCCAUACAGAGUCCUUAAGUAGGUUCCCUAUUGGUAGGAGAAAAUAACAGAGACCAACCAGAGUAUAUUGAGAAGCAAAGCAGCUAGUAAGCCUGAUCUUUAUUGCAAUAGAGAAGUACUGUUGCAACAGGGUCCACACUCCCCCCCCCCCCCACAGGAGGGAAGAGAGAACCCAGAACAAUGGUGUGCAAGCCCUUGUAUAGACUUUUGAAAUUGCCUCCCCUGUAGCCCAAGACCACCUCUCUGAAACAUCAUACAUACAUCACAGAAGGAGGUGGUCUAUAGUAGAAAUCCUGUUUGCCCGAAUACCUGAUAAUGGUCACUGAUUGCUUUACCUGGGCAGCCUGACCAUUCUUUUGUGAUGGUAAAUACUUUAAUUCCUGAAUCCAGAUCACAGGCUCACCCUAUCCAUAACAAACACUCCCUUAAGACAAGAUUUGUAAGCAAAAGGCAAUGGGGAGGCUUUCCCAUUUCUUUCCCGCUUGCAGAGAAAUAUUUGAGGUUGAUUUGGGAGAGUCAAAAUGGCUUCAGGAUGGCUCUCCUUUACCAUUUGAGAAACGUGGUUUAUAUGCAUAUGUAUGUGUUUGCCUUGUACAUUUAUGAACAUUUUAUUUAUAUUUGAGACCUUAGAAUUCUUAUAACACUGUGGUGGCCCCUAAGGUGUGGAAUUCCCUCCCCACAGAGCACCUUCUGGCACCUUCAUUACACAAUUUUCGGAGAAUGUUGAAGGUGUAUCUCUUUGCUCUGGCUGUUGGGACCCACCUUAUUUUUGUAAUUGUAUGUUGUUUUGAACUGUAUUUAAUUGUUACAACCUGCCCUGGGACCUUAGGAUGAAGGAUAGGUAAUUAAUAAUAAUAAUAAUAAAAUAAUAAUAAUAAUAAUAAUAAUAAUAAUAAUAAUAAUAAUUCACAAGGGGUCUUAACAAUCAAUCCCUCUUCCCAGGAGCCUAUGGAAAUUGUAGCUCUGGGGGGGGGGGGAAUAGGAGGUCUCCAAACAACUCUCAGCAUCUUUAACUAACAGCACCUCCCAGAAUUCUUUGGGGGAAGCCAUGUCUGCUUAAAGUGGCAUCAUGGUGCUUUAAAUGUAUGGUGUAAAUUAUGCCUCUGUGUUGCUGUGCCCUCCCCUGAAUUUCUACUUGCUCACCCUCCCUGAGUUCUGGAAACCUAUUAUGAGCAUUCACACAGGAAUGUUUACCUGUCUGUGUGUCCAUUUAAGUCAGGCAUAGGCAAACUCGGCCCUCCAGAUGUUUUGUGACUACAAUUCCCAUCAUCCCUGACCACUGGUCCUGUUAGCUAGGGAUGAUGGGAGUUGUAGUCCCAAAACAUCUGGAGGGCCGAGUUUGCCCAUGCCUGAUUAAGUAGGUUUUUUCCUGCCUACCAGGCUUCGUGGAAUCCAGCUACCAAUUAGAAUCAUAGAAUCAUAGAAUCAUAGAGUUGGAAGAGACCACAAGGGCCAUCGAGUCCAACCCCCUGCCAAGCAGGAAACACCAUCAGAGCACUCCUGACAUAUGGUUGUCAAGCCUCUGCUUAAAGACCUCCAAAGAAGGAGACUCCACCACACUCCUUGGCAGCAAAUUCCACUGUCGAACAGCUCUUACUGUCAGGAAGUUCUUCCUAAUGUUUAGGUGGAAUCUUCUUUCUUGUAGUUUGGAUCCAUUGCUCCGUGUCCGCUUCUCUGGAGCAGCAGAAAACAACCUUUCUCCCUCCUCUAUGUGACAUCCUUUUAUAUAUUUGAACAUGGCUAUCAUAUCACCCCUUAACCUCCUCUUCUCCAGGCUAAACAUGCCCAGCUCCCUUAGCCGUUCCUCAUAAGGCAUCGUUUCCAGGCCUUUGACCAUUUUGGUUGCCCUCCUCUGGACACGUUCCAGUUUGUCAGUGUCCUUCUUGAACUGUGGUGCCCAGAACUGGACACAGUACUCCAGGUGAGGUCUGACCAGAGCAGAAUACAGUGGCACUAUUACUUCCCUUGAUCUAGAUGCUAUACUCCUAUUGAUGCAGCCCAGAAUUGCAUUGGCUUUUUAGCUGCCGCGUCACAGUGUUGGCUCAUGUCAAGUUUGUGGUCAACCAAGACUCCUAGAUCCUUUUCACAUGUACUGCUCUCAAGCCAGGUGUCACCCAUCUUGUAUUUGUGCCUCUCAUUUUUUUUGCCCAAGUGCAAUACUUUACAUUUCUCCCUGUUAAAAUUCAUCUUGUUUGUUUUGGCCCAGUUCUCUAAUCUCUAAUCAAUUGGAUGAGGGCAACAUUGUGUGGAUGAACUAAGCAAGAUGCAGACACGAGAUGCAUCAAAUCCACUUCAAAAUACUUCAUGUACACAGUCUUGGUCUCAGGUUUUCCCCUUGUACAACUCAGCAGGGAGGAAGAUGGGGACAAAACUAGAAUUAGUUGGCCCUGCACUUGUGGUUUGUUUUGGCUCUGCCUGUCACAUUCUCGGGCUCCACCUCCCGUUGGCCUCCCAAGUCUUUCCAAUUACAUGUCCCAAUCCAGCAGCCGCUGCCACCACUGGGAGCUGGCUAGGAAUUGUGGUGAUUCCAUACCUUGGCUUGUCAUCAUGUCCUAUUAAGCCCCAGUUCCAGCAUCAUCAGAUGCAAACGAGGGUGACCAGAUGCAAAGGAGGCUUCGGCUCUCUCACAAUAACCUUUCAUUAUCGUGCAGAAGAGGGGAAAUGUGCCAGGUACGGUUUGCCGUAAAGGUCAAAGGUGAGAGAAGCCUGCUUGUACUACAACCCUUAACCGACUCAUAUUCUUGUGUAUGUAUAGGAAGGGCUGAUUUUGUCUCGCUGUGUUUUUUUACAUAGAGUUUCAGGUUUCUAGUUCUCAGAGCUACAAAGAAUGUCCAAGACAAAAAACCCCAUUGUUCCCCCCUUUUAAAAAUUUCUUUCUUUCUUUCUUUCUUUCUUUCUUUCUUUCUUUCUUUCUUUCUUUCUUUUUUAUUGUUUUCAGGGAAGAUUUAUUUAUUUAUUUAUUUAUAGUUUUCAAGUUUAUACAUUUCACUAAUUUUACAAUCAUUUUGACGUUUCAAAACUUGACUUCCCUUCCCCCUGUUUCUGCGGUUCCCUAAAUUUAUUUUUAAUAUCUUCUGCACAUCCAAAUUAACUUAAUUCACUCAUUUAUUCAUCUUCUUUAAAUAUAUACUCUUAUAAAACUGCAGGUGCCAAUAUUUUCAUCUGUUUAUAAUUUAUCUGUAAAUAUUCAAUAAACCAUUUCCAUUCUUUUGUUAAAAAAAGAAAAAGGAAUGUUAUCUGGAUCUCUUAUUCUUCUGGUAAGUUUCACCAUUUCUGCAUGUUCCAUAAAUUUUUGUAUCUAUUCUUCCUUUGCUGGGACUUCUGCUUCUUUCCAUUUUUGGAUAAGUAACAUUCUUGCCACUGUAGUAGCAUACAAUGGUACCUCGGUUUAAGAACAGUCCUGUUUACGAACGAUUCGGUUUAUGAAUUCCACAAAACCGGAAUUAGUGUCCUGGUUUAAGAACUUUACCUCAGUUUAAGAACAGUCCUGUUUACGAACGAUUCGGUUUACGAAUUCCACAAAACCGGAAUUAGUGUCCUGGUUUGAGAACUUUACCUCGGUCUAAGAACGGAAUCCGAAUGGUGGAAUGGCACCGGCGGCGUGAGGCCUCAUUAGGGAAAGCUUGCCUCAGUUUAAGAAUGGUUUUGGUUUAAGAAUGGACUUCUGGAAUGGAUUAAGUUCGUGAACCAAGAUAUGUUCUCAUUUUAGCCUCACAACAGAUUGCGAAAGUGUAACUGAAUCUAACCAUUACAUCCCAACAGCUUCCUGUUGGUGUCACCUCUGUAGAGGGAUGUAACUGUGGUCUUGCAGGGUACUCCUUGCCAUCAGGAUGCUAAGGAAAGUUUCCUCUGUAGAAUUUCUAUUACUAGCAUUAAUUCUUGAAAAAAUAUAUCUAGAAUUUGAAUGGCAGAGCCCUCUAGAUUUGGCAGAGCUCAGAACAGGUCGGGUGGGGGAGGAGGCAGGAAACAGAGACUAACCAUUUAGGGGCAGAUCUGAGGCUGAGAUUUGUUCAAGCUUGAGUGGUGUAGCUCAGUACAAAAUCUGUCUGUUUACCAGCAGUUUUUCUUUUAAAAUUCUUUUUUUCAAAGCAGAAACUGGAUUGUCACUUUAUCAGGGAUGCCGCAAUGGUGGGCUUCCUUCAUCGGCAAUGGCCUGGACCAUAUGAUUUGUGGGUCCCUUUCAUCCCUAACUAGAGAUUUUUAUGUGACUCUAAGCUUGGUGGUAUAUUUCUAGCGACACAUAUAAUAAGAACGCAAGAGCGUAGUCACGCAGAAGUAGUUUGCGUGGCUGCCAACAGGUGGCACUAUGAACCAUCACAGCUUUGCUUCUCCUAGCCCUCUGCUGUGGGGGCCCAAAAAGCUUCAUUGGCCUGAAGUGGUUGGUAUGAGUGAGGGGAGAGGAGGCCCCAAGUGGCGGGUGGUUUGAGCAAGCUAAAAGGGAGGCAGAUGGCAAGGGGGUUGGCCAAGGGAAUGAGCAGGUGUCAACACCUCCCCAAUCUCUGAGGAAUGAGAGACUCCAUGGCUUCCAGGUGCUCACCCAGGUUCAGUUUUCUUGGAAUGAAGGUCAGCGGAUACUGUGAGGUCUUUAGGAUAUAUGUAAAUAGAACCUGAGCAUAAGAUGGAGGGGCUCACAGCAUCAACACCCCAAAAGAUCUUGCUUCCCCAAUAGCUGCAGCUUUAGUUGCAGCACAGAUCAAUUAUGUCUCUGUGUCUCAUGCUUUAAGCUCAGCUCCCCACACACACUGCCUAUUUUUCUUCUAUCUACCCAUCACAUGAGGUUGGGCAGCGUGGGAGAAGGCCCACCUGUUUGUUCUAUGGCACAGAGAAACUCCUUUGGUUAUGCUAGCUCAGGCGUUGGCAACAUUUUUUGAGGCCGGUCCAGUCCAUACCCCGGCAGACCUCUCGGUGGGCCGGAGCAUGUGAACCCAAGCUAUUUCCGGCACACCUCUGGGUUGGAAGAGCGCAGGAAAUAGCGUGUGUGCAUGCGCACGGGCGCUCCUCUGUCCCGGAAGUGUGCGGAAAUAGCAUGUAUGGGUGAGGAGUGCGUGUGCGCACAUGCUAAUUCCGUCUCUCUUCCAACCCAGAAGCUGGUUCCCGCGGUGAAUAAAAAAAUGGUGCCGCGGAAAAAAACACGGAAUCCUCACACUGAUCCAUGGAACGGCCGUGGGUCGGUUCCAGGAAGCUCAUGGGCCGGAACCAGCCUAUGGGCCUUAGGUUGCCGACCUCUGUGCUAACUUAUGGCACUUAACUGUUGUUUAGUCGUUUAGUCGUGUCCGACUCUUCGUGACCCCGUGGACCAGAGCACGCCAGGCACUCCUGUCCUCCACUGCCUCCCGCAGUUUGGUCAGACUCAUGCUGGUCGCUUCCAGAACACCUGGCACUUCGAGAACAUGGCACUUAACUAGCCAGCCACAACCUAUUACAUAGUGAAAAGCACUGGUUGGGUGACCUUGCUCUCAUACCUUCUGCCCUCACAGAAACAGGGCCCCAAGAAGGGACUCAGCACAUCAUCCGGACCAGGGGUCAGCAAACUAUUUCAGCAGGGGGCCACUGUCCCUCAGACCUUGUGGGGGGCCGGACUAUAUUUUGGAAAAAAUAUAUGAACAAAUUCCUAUGCCCCACAAAUAACCCAGAGAUGCAUUUUAAAUAAAAGCACACAUUCUACUCAUGUAAAAACAUGCUGAUUCCUGGACCGUCUGUGGGCCAGAUUUAGAAGGCGAUUGGGCCAGAUCCGGCCCCCAGGCCUUAGUUUGCCUACCCAUGAUCCAGACUGACCCUGCAAACCUACACCAAUACUUUUGUAAGACCAUCAUGGCUAUACCUGGAGUUUUAGAAAGCAAUGAAAGAACAGAGAGACAAAUGAUCAAAUAUGAAAGCCUGGCUGGAGACAAUAUUAAAAAUAACACAAGCCACGGUAAACUGUGUAAGAAAACAGCAGAAGAGAAGAAAGACAGGUUCUAACAUGGGGAAGAGCUUCCUGAUGGUGCCAGCUGUUUGAGGGUGGAACAGUCUGCCUCGAAAGUGGUAGACUCUCCUUUGUUAAGCUGAGGUUGGAGGGCCACUUGCCAAGGGGCUGUGCUAGAUUUCCCUAGCUAUGGACACUGGAGCCCUGCGGAGGGAGAGAGGUGGCAGUAUUCCUUAAAGCAGGCAGAUGUUGAAGGCCCAGCCAGGUUCUUCUGUGAAACGACUGUUUGUUGGUUGUGUAUGGAGAGGGUCCUGUGUUUGGGGAAAUUGAUGGGCCAUCUAAAUGGGACAAAACUGUCUUGCGACUGCGAGGGACAGGAUGACAAGCGUGAAAUGACAUUAGCUGGACAGCUCAUUAGUGGCUCUAAAGCUGUCAGGAAGCUGCCGGUUCCCUCUGGUCUCAUAAGCAGCCUGUUUCAUGCAAAGGUUUAUUAUUAUUAUUUUGCUUUCCUGUUUCUAAGCCUACUUUCCCUUUCUUCUGGCCCCCUUUCUCCUCACCAGCUUCCUGGUGGGAUCCUCGCAAGCACACACAUAUACUACAAAACCCGUUUCAGCAGCUGAAAUAGGCUCCGCUAUCCAGUAUCGGUUUUUCCUUUGUCGCAAAGAGGCAGGCGGAGGAAACAGAUGCUUUUGACGUCUCGGCUCCCAAAGGGGGCUCCAAAAUGAUCAAGAGGACUAGAAUUCCGAGCCGAGAGUAAACAAUGGGAAUUCCGCAGCCGAUUCUGUGACUAAGCUUCUGUUGGGUAAAUGGGUGCAAUUCAAACACUUGAUUUCUUUGAAGUGCUGAAUUGGAAAAGAACAGCUGAGACACUGUGUGACAACUGCGUCAUGAGUUACAUGGCCGUUACGGACAAUACAGCCUCCCUUUUAAGCGUUUUGUCGGAAUUGCUUGGUCUUUGAUGUGGGACAAUGCAGCAAGCUCUAAUGGAUAUUUGUUUGCUCCAAGCCCUUGGGAUGUGAGUCACACCUGCAUUCUAUUUCAGGCGCGGUGAAUGUAGCUUGCGGGCACCAAUCCCUGCUCCUUUCUUUCCCUUGGUCUAGGGCAGAAUCCUUCUCAGCCUGAGAACCAUGUUCCAUCAUGCAGGAUCUUCCAGAGGCUGUACGCCAUUGGUGGGUGGAGCCAGAGGCAAAAGUGGGUGGAGCAAUAGCUGUGUGCAGGAAGCUGCAUUCCAGAGUCAAAAGCCAGAGGUCUCUGCACCUCAGACCUCUCAGCUCUCGAACCGUCGUCCAGAAAAGUGGGAGGUGUUUUAACACAGUUCAAGGACACAUUUCAGCCAGACCCAAACGUUCAAGGAGGGAGUGGAGCAGGACUAAUGUAGCCUGGAGAGGGAGGUAUCCUAGAAAGGGAGAAUGGCCUAGCAAAAAUCUCGAGGGCCAGAGAGAGAGAGAGAUCUGAAUGGCCACAGUCAGGGCCAGCCCACCCAUGAGGCAAGGUGAGGUGACUGCCUCAGGCGGCAAGACCCGCCAGGGAAGCAGAUGCUGAUUGUGAUCUCCACCCGCCCCACGUGCUCCUGAUGUAGAUCUUCCCUCACCCCUUUUUCUUUGGGGGACAGCGGGGUGCCAUUUUGGCAGUCAACAUUUGGGCCUGAGAUUCCCUCCCACCAACCUAAGCCAAACCCUGCUGCCAGGGAAUUGUAAUAAACCCUGUUUAAUAAGCCUGCUUCGUUAAUAACGCCUACACAUGGAGCCUGAAUGAGGAAUCUGGGGUCAGAACAGCACAAGAGAUACUUAUAAGAGGGUGAAGCUGGUUCACCAAGUGGGAAGAGAGUCUUGGAUUUUGUUCAAAAUUAUAAAGCAUCCUCAAUUAAAAUAUGCAAUAAAACAACCAAACAAAAAUAAGGCAGAAUAUAAAGUAGUGCUGAGAAGAAUGUCAGCGUAAUAAUUUUGGCUGGCCUGAUGGAGAAAUCUUUACUCUCCCCCUCUCCUCUACAGGUGCUGCUCUGGGGCGGUGUGUGUGUGUGUGUGUGUGUGUGUGUGUGUUUCUCCCACCCCACAGAGACAAUUGCAGGGAGGGAGAAUUGCUCUAGUCUAGCAGAACUUGUUGCAUUGGUUUGUGGAACUAUUUACUUAAAUAUGGCUCUUCCCAUUAAAACAGGGGGCGGAGGAAUGCAGUUUAAAUGAUAAAACCAUAAGUUCAGUUUAAGGGUGUGCUGGUCUAAACAUGUAUGUCUUCAGGAGCGAGGAGUAAGUGUUAUAAGUCUCCAGUAAAGAGUUGGAUGAACGUGUAAAGUAGGCAUUGGAGGAAAAACCCCUGCUAUGUUUAAAGAAUUUGAAGGGAACAUUUAGAAAGUAAAAGGCUAGGGCUUGUGACAGUUUACUGCUGCGGGUUUUAUGAGGUCCAAAGAUGGAAAAUUAAAACAAAAUCAAGUGCUCUUGUGCAAUGCAGUGUUCUUCAACCUUGGGGCCCCAGAUGAAAAAAGCCUCCAUUUGACAGUGGCAAAGGCAAGAAAACUGAGCUCCUUUGGAUCAAGGUCCUGCAUGGGCCAUAGUGGCUUCCAAGGUGUUGCCAUUUGGAGGUGGGAUUCCAUUGCAUAACAGUAAAUCGAGUUGUGCCACUAAAAAGGAUUUCACACACUUGUGCUACCCUACUUCCCCCCAAAGGUGGGUCACUUCCAGCUGACCUGUUUAUUGAGCAUUCAGCCUGAUUUGUUUGCUGGGAGAUCAGAUGAUGUCAGCUAUUUUAACAAACAUUCAGUCUGUUUUUGGUUCUUUUUGCGGGGAGCUUAGAUGAUGUUGCAUCAAGCAAGUGCUCUCCCACACUUGCCGGUGCAUUUUCUCCUCUCUUUCCUUAUUGCAAGAAGUCCAGUCUUUUAAGAAAGCGGGUUUGUUGCAGCCAGCUUUAAUUGCACAACCUGGAUUUGUCGCUAUGUGAUUGACUCCCACCCACCCGCAGAUUGCGACACUCAGGAAGCACAAUCAGACUUUUUACAGAUAAGGAAAGCAAGGGGGAAACGCACAGGAAAGUGCCGGGUAGCCAGUCCUUGAUGCUUCAUCUUCGAACCUCCCUGCAAACAUAUUUGAAGCAAACAUAUUCAGUGCAUAGCUGCUGGUGUCCAGCCUCUCUGCAAACUUUGUGCAGGGAAAUCUGGAUGAGUGCUGAAUAGAACAGUACACCUGAAAGCAACCCAGGAGGACUGUGCCUGCCCUGGCCAUUGAAUUCCACCCCCUGCCCCUUGGGGAUGAAAGUGUUAAUCUUGCCGGGGAGUUUUUAAUCUCAAGUUCAGAUGGCUGGGCUGUGGGGAGGCAGGCAGACUGACUUCCUGCAGCUGCGUGAGAGAAGUCGGAGCAUGGUGAGUAACGGGAGAGAUUCCAGGCUGCCUGCUCGGAAGAUGGAGCUGCCGGUGGUUGUUGGAGCAGGUAAGAAGCGCCCGCUUCCUCGGCGUUUGGGUACUUUGUGAGGUGGCAGCUGCCUGUUGUGUGUCCAAGGGAGGGAAGGCUGCGCAGGGGAGAGAUGGAAGACGGAAUGGGUUUUUGCAUCUUGCCUUUUUAAAAAAACGUGAUGAUCGAUGGAGAGGCAAGAGGGGGUGGCCAACUAGGCAUGGGAACAGCAAUCCAUCGUUCUUGGGUCUUUCUUCACCUGCACAGAAUGAGGGAGGUGAAUAUUUGUGGCAUGGAGUGAGUCCUGGAUUUUGUGAAAUAGCACUUUCUUAGAGGGAACUGUUCAGAAAUAUAUGCGCUCACCAACGGGAGUGUGUGAGAAGUGUGUGCAUUUAUACUCUACAAAGGAGCACAGCAGAGGUUGACGGAUGCUUAAUUUGUUGUGGCACUUUGACAGUUUAUAUCAAAGCUGAUUGAUUUCCCAAGUGGGCAAGAUUAUCUAAUCUAUCUAUCUAUCUAUCUAUCUAUCUAUCUAUCUAUCUAUCUCUCAUCUAUCUAUAUAUCUAUAUCUAUCUAUCUAUCUAUCUAUCUAUCUCUAAAAUAUUUAUUUCUGUGUGUAAUCAUCCUUGAACUUCAUCCAUCCACCUGAAUCAGUUAUCAUUUUGUAUCCCUAAAAGUCAGAUCUGCCUCAUCUAUCUCAUAUGGGCGACGUGAACAGAUAGACAAGUUUGCUUUCGGGAGAGGUAGCUCUGAAUUCAAAUUCCAGCCCAGCCAACAAAGCUCUCUGCACUCCUAGCUCCACUUUCAUGGGAGUAAGCCCCACUGAAUUUAGCAGGACUUGCUUCUGAGUAGGCAUGGUUAGGAUUUCACCAUAAUCUAUCUUGCAGAGUUGUUGUGAAGCAAAAAUUGAUAGAGCUCAUUAGAGGAAGGUGAGAUAAAAAUAUGGUAGUUCAUGUUGUUGAGGGGAAGAAUACAUAAAAUUUCUAGUAGCCAGCCUCAUGUCUUUUAGUCAGCCAUCUAUCUUCUUCUCUCUUCUCUUCUCUUCUCUUCUCUUCUCUUCUCUUCUCUUCUCUUCUCCUCUCCUCUCCUCUCCUCUCCUCUCCUCUCCUCUCCUCUCCCACCCUUCACACUUUGUUUUAUUUCCAGACAACUUUUUCUGGCUUUUCUAACCACUCUUUCUAUCUGACCAUCUCUGCACUCAUUCACUGAGGAUGUGAAUUCACACGAAUUCCAGCAUGGCUGUUUUGCAUAUUAUUAAUAUAUCACUUGCCAGAGCUCAUAGUUUAGAUGAUGAGAGGUUCUUUCUUUGUUUGUUCCUUUCCUUUCCUUUCCUUUCCUUUCCUUUCCUUUCCUUUCCUUUCGAGGCCACAAUUAUUACAUCCUUGUGUUCAAAACAGUCCUUAAAAUAAUUAAGAAUAAUGGUGGUGGUAGUGAUGAUGAUGGCAAUUACAUUUAUAUCCCACCUCUCAAAGCUCAAGGUGCUAGCCACGGUGCUUCUCAGUCAUAUCGACACCGUAUGUUUAAAGAACAUUUGAAGCACCCAGAUUUCUCCAAAGAAUCCUGGGAACUGUCGUCUAUUCCUCACAGAGCUACAAACCUGAGAAUCCUGGUGUGGCGGUGACUUCCAUUUUUAUCCUCCCAGCAACCCAGUGUGACAAUUCAGGCUGAGAGAGACCCAAUGUCAUCUAAUGAGCUACAUGGCUGAGUGGAGAUUGGAACCUUGGUCUCCCAGGUCCUAGACCGACACUCACCACAGCACCAUACGGACUCAGCAGAUGAUGAUGAUGAUGAUGAUGAUGAUAAAAACAAAAUCCAAAGGCACCCACUUUGGGUCCCCCAGAUGUUGCCAGACUGCAGUUCUCAUAAUCCCCAGCCAAUUUAGCUGAUGGUCAGGUGUAAUGAGAGCUGUAGCCCAAUGACAUAUGUGGUCCUAAGCUGGAAGAAUACUGAUAACUCCGUUGGUAGAGCAUAAGACUCUUUAUCUCAGGGUGGUGGGUUUGAGUUAAACAUUGGGUUAAAAAAAAAUUCCUGCAUUGCAGGGGGUUGGACUAGAUGACCCUCGUGGUCCCUUCCAACUUGACCGUUCUAUGAUUCUAUGACAACAUCUGUCUUUUCAUGAAUACUUAUGCAUGUAGCUAAAGAAACAGACUGUGGAAUUAUAGAGUUGGAGGGGACCUUUUAGGUCAUUUACUCCAACCACUCUGGGGUUCAAUAUAUGAAGUUCAGAGCUAGAGCGCCCCCUACAGGUGUCCCUUCAGUUUCUGCCUGAAGACCUCCAACAAGGUGGAACCUUUGUACCCAUUAUUACUAAGGAGGAAUAACCAAGAUAACAAUUCUCUGGCAUUUUCAGUACUAAAUUUAUAUUUCACAUUUUAGAAUAUUCACUUAAACAGCCUUAACAUAUCAGUGACUUCCCUUCCUCUCUUUCCAUGGUUCAUUUUGCGCAACAUAAAUCCCUGCAUAUUUUAUAUAAACUAAACCCUUCAGUAUUCCAUUAUAACAUCCACCAAAACUUAUUUACGCUGUUGAAUUUAUCUUAAUGCUGCCCACUUUUUCAAAUAUACACCAUUUUCCUAUAUUCAAUAAACAUUACCCAAUCUUCUUUAAAUGUAUGUUCUUCUUGUUCUCUUAUUCUAUAUGUUAGGUCUGCAAGCUGCGUAUAUCCCAUCUCUUUAAGUUGCCAUUCUUCUUUAGUCUGUUCAUUUUCCAUUUUGGGGCUAACAGAACACAAGCAGUACUAUUGAAGUAUUCAGUAUUAAUCUAUAAGUGUGAAUAAGGACCAUUUGUUACCUGUUUUUAAUUUCUUUUCCCAGGGCCUCGGGUUUCUGACUCUCUGCACUGACAAUGCCCGCUUCACCUGACUUAGCUGAGAACAUCGUUUCACAUUGAGAUCAUCCACCCCAGGUUUCAUGCUCACUGCUCAGUUGGAUUUCCCCAUGUCCCCUGUCUGGAUUAAUACACCUGUUUUUUCAACAAUGGAGCUCUGCAGCCUUGAAGUACAAAUGGGUACCCUCAACAGCUGCAGCAAAAGGUGCUGAUUGGCUUUCCCUUACUCACCUUGGGAGGAGUGAGCUCUCCUCCCCUCCAAGGCGGGAGUUUGUGGGAGCAGGAAAGCCAUGCCCUGCCAGCGUCGCCCGCAGUCAACCAGCAGCGACACCCCACGGGAGGACCUCUACUAUCAAACCUAUUACAGCUUGAGCCAACAGUACCCCCUCAUCCUCUUGCUCCUCUUCAUUGUGUUGGGCAUCUGCGUGGCUCUCAUUGUGACAUCCUUUGCCAGUGGCCGGGUAAGCAUGUUUGCAAGGAGAGAGAGAGAGAUGGGGUGUCUAUGGGAGUCAGGACAGAAUAAAUUUGCUCCCAUAAAAGACCACCAAUGGGAUGCUUUUAAAAGAGGAUUAGACAAAUUCAUAGAAGAUGUGGAUAUCAACAGAUCUUGGCUCUAAUUGUUUUGUUGUAUGUCCUUUUUCGGAAGCAUUGUGCUUCUGAAUACCAGUUGCUGGAAACCACAGGAAGGGGAGAGUGUUGUUGCGUUCAGGUCCUGCUUGUGUUGUCCACGGUGAGACUAUGCUGGACUAGCCUGAUCCAGGAGUCCUAUUCUUAGGUUCUAAGAAUUUGGUUAUGGGUGGGAGAGCUUGUGACCCUCCAGAUGUUGUUUCGACUCCCAUCACCCAUGCUGAUGGGUUUUUGGAGCCCAAGAACAUCCAGAGGACUACGCAGGUUCUCCAUCCUUAGAUGAGGUGGUUGGGAGAAUAGUUGAGUUUGGUGGAGGGACCAUAGCUCAACAGCAGAAAGUCCUCAGUUCAGUCCCUGGCACCUCCAGUUCAAAGGAUCUGGCAGCAGGCAAUAAAAAAAGUGGAGUAGAUCUUGGUGGGCAGACUUCAGGCUUGCAAGAUCUGUUUUGGGUCCCUCCAGACAUCCUCUUUAUUUUCCAUGAUUUGUAGUCAUGAUGGCUCCAGGAAGGAUAUAUGUCAUGCUGCUUUAAUUUUUUUUUAUUAAGUUUAUUUUACAACACAUACACACUGAUAAAAAUGCACAAUUAAAAACAAAAAAUGAAAUACAGAUAAAACAUAAUAACAUAUGCAAACUUACACAGGUCAAAUAAUCAACAGAAUAUAUAUAUCAUAUUUCAAUUCUUAUUUUCUUCUAGUUGACUUCUUUCAGCCUAAACACGGUUCUCUUUUUGUUUUUGGUAAACUGUCUCCUUAGUUUAUUAUUACCCCCUUUUCUUUCUAUUUUUAGCUUUUAUACUAUAAUUUAUUUUGCAGAAGUUAGUUGAAACAAAUCCAAGUAUUAAUUUGAGGACACUGCUUUUUCAGGUAUUCUCUAUAUUUUCCCCAUUCUUUUUGAAAUUUUUACUUGGGCUGACCCCUAAUGGCUCCUGUCAAUCUAGCCAAUUCAAUAUACAGUGGACCCUCCAGAUAUGAACGUAAUUCGUUCCGGGGGUCCGUACUUACCCCGAAAAGGCACUAUCCGGAGGCGCCACUUCUGUGCUCAUGCAUGCCUUGAUAGAGCGCUUAUGUGCACAGGGCAAAACCUAGAAGUAUACACUUCUGUGUUUGCCACGUUUGUAACUCAAAAUUACGUUACCCGAAGAUAACAUAACCCAAGGUACUACUGUAGUCAAAUAAUUUAUCUUGCCACACUUUUUUUGUUGCUAUGAUUUCUUUUUUCCAAUUUUUGCCAGUUAGUAUUCUCGCAGCCCCUGUAGCGUAAAGGAAUAUUCUCUUGUUUUCUCUGGCUAUAUCUGUGUCUAAUAUCCCCAAUAAAAAAGCUUCUGUUUUCUUAACAAAGUUUUGUUUAGCUCUUCAUACACCAUGCUGUCAUGCUGCUUUCAGUACCAUUAGUGACUGAAAAAGUUUUGAGACAGACAAACUGCUUUGUUUCCAAUCAGUGCAUGCCCCCAUGACUUCCUGCUGUAAUCCUCUAACUCAGGGGUCAGCAAACUUUUUUCAGCCGGGGGCCGGUCCACUGUCCCUCAGGCCUUGUGGGGGGCCGGACUAUAUUUUGAAGGGGAAAAAAAUGAACAAAUUCCUAUGCCCCACAAAUAACCCAGAGAUGCAUUUUAAAUAAAAGGACACAUUCUACUCAUGAAAAACAUGCUGAUUCCCGGACCAUCCGCGGGCCGGAUUUAGAAGGCGAUUGGGCCGGAUCUGGCCCCCGGGCCUUAGUUUGCCUACCCAUGCUCUAACUUCUCAUAUCACGAAAGAUCGGGAUUGUUGUUGUUUCCAGUUCCACUUUUGUUACACUACGGCUCUCAGCACUCUUAACAUACGGCUUCUUUGAGGAGAAGCCACAUGCUGCUUUAAAUGUGCAAUGUGUUUGGGGCCCUCGUCUCCCAUCAGUGCAUGUCCUGUAACUUUCUGCUGAAAGCUUCCUGGGCUUUGGGGAGGAUUGCGCCAGUCCUCUGACGGAAUGUUGGAGCCCUGCUUCCUCCUUCCUAAAGUUGGGCUGGAUUUGGGAAGGUGGAAGAAGGGCACAAACCGCACACCCAGGGCCGGAUUUAGGUUUGAUGAGGCCCUAAGCUACUGAAGGUAAUGGGGCCCUUUAUAUGUCCAGCUGUCCUUUGUCAACAACAAAUUGUCACUGUUUUUUGUGUCGAAUAGAUACUAUAUGGUAAUUUAUGGACCUAACAGGUAUCCAAAGCCAUUUGCACAUAACAAAAUAUGUAUUUUAUCAAAGUAAUUGUUGAACUGAAAUACAAUUAAGGACAUAGCUGUCAAAGUUUUCCUUUUUUUAAGGGAAAUUCCCUUAUUCCGAAUAGGAUUCCUCUCAAGAAAAGAGAAAAGUUGACAGCUAUGAUUAAGAAGAAGUAUAUUUGGGGGGGGGGCAAGAGAGUGGGGCCCUAAGCUACAGCUUGUUUAGCUUAUACGUAAAUUACCGUAUUUUUCGCUCUAUAAGACGCACCAGACCACAAGACGCACCAGACCACAAGACGCACCUAGUUUUUGGAGGAGGAAAACAAGAAAAAAAAUAUUCUGAAUCUCAGAAGCCAGAACAGCAAGAGGGAUCACUGCGCAGUGAAAGCAGCAAUCCUCUUGCUGUUCUGGCUUCUGGGAUAGCUGCGCAGCCUGCAUUCGCUCCAUAAGACGCACACACAUUUCCCCUUACUUUUUAGGAGGGAAAAAGUGAGUCUUAUAGAGCAAAAAAUACGGUAGGCACUGUGCACACCACUGACCCUGAGAUUAAGAGGAGGAAGCUGACAGGUGCUGCCAAACUCUGGACUGUUUGAAAGUACAGGCAGCUGUGGGAUGGCAGACUGUGGUGAUGGGCACCGUUUCCUUAGCCUCCAUUGAGCUGUAGCACAAAGUCCAAACCGCCAGCUGCACCUCUCUGUUUGCUGCUGCGUUGAACAUACAGAGCUGCAUUAUACUGUGCCUGUGUACUCCCGCAUCUGCCCGGGAAUUCUGUGCUCCAUUCAGAGUCUCUAGCACUGAUGCUUCCCAUCUUGGUGUCCUGACUCUCUGACAGGGGAUGCUGGCCUAAACCUGAGAUUUUUCCUUUUUUGCGUUCAAAGCAUCUGCUCUACUAUUGAGCGCAGUGCCUCCCUAGUGGUAUAACUCGGGCCAAUGCUGCAAACCAGCACAAACGGAAUUGCUCGUUUAAUUCCCCUUUUCUCUCCAGGAUUUCUCCUCCAACCUGGGCUUCCUGAUUACAUUGUUCGUUGCCCUGGCAAUCUUCAGCCUCAUCCUGAUCCUCGUGUGCAUAGAGAGCUUCUUCCAGCAAUGCACACGGAUCUUCUCUGCCAUCAUCUGGACCUGCCUGAUGACCAUGGGCUAUGUCUUUGUCUUCACCGGAGGGGUGGUCAGUGCCUGGGAUCAGGUGAGGGGCUCAGGCUGCAUCCUGAAAAUUAAAAUGAGGAAUAGGAGGAGCCUUCAGAGACCUGAGUGUGGGCUUGAGGGGGCCUCAGCGUAGUGCUCUUUGAACCUAUCCCCGCCUUCUGCAUUGGCAGUCCUUUUCUGAUUGACAUCUGUGUAGAGCUGGGAGCAUGCUGUUAUACCGUAUUGGCCUGAAUAUAAGCCUCACUUUUCCCCCAAAUUCCGUGUGGCUUAAAUUCAUGAAAAUUGGCUUUUACCAUAUCGCUGCUGAAACAGACAUACGGUAAAACGAAAUGGGUGUGAGUGCCUGUGAAAUUUUAAGGGCGCGGCUUAUAUUCAGGUAUUACAAGAAAACCAAAACACCAAACCGGCUUGCAAAUAUAAAGGACAAUUUUACUUAGUUCAGCAAAUUAAAGAGCAACGUGCAUAUCAAAGCCUGGAGAUACUUAUAGACAUACAGUCAACUAACGGCACAACUCUGCCAAUAAUGUAUACAGUGGUACCUCGGGUUAAGAACUUAAUUCGUUCCGGAGGUCCGUUCUUAACCUGAAACUGUUCUUAACCUGAGGUACCACUUUAGCUAAUGGGGCCUCCUGCUGCUGCUGCCGCGCGAUUUCUGUUCUCAUCCUGAAGCAAAGUUCUUAACCCGAGGUACUAUUUCUGGGUAAGCAGAGUAUGUAACCUGAAGCGUCUGUAACCUGAAGUACCACUGUACAAUAAUUGUGUCAUAGCACAGUUGAAACAAGCAAAUCGUUCUACAGUUAGUUAUCUACUGGAAGCGCAAAGUCGUGUAAGGUUGCAAGAAAGGGUUCUUCACAUGGCCAUAUGUAGAGGCAGGGGUCAUGUUCAAAGAACAUCUAGACAGGAAUUGCGCAUCUGGGACUGGGCAACCGGGUGGGGGGAGGGGCGCCGGGUGGAUCUUUGCACCCCGGCGCCGCAUAUGCUUAAGACAGCCCUGCCUCUAUUUGCAGCCCUACUUGUAGAUUGGUGACUGAUAUGGAAGAAACAGAUGGAUAUCAUGUGUGGAAAAACUGGGAGUAGGCAUGUUCUUGACAAUGGGUCUGAGGGGUGCUUGUUCCAAAGUCAGCAUGAACGUGGCAGAAACCGUUUUAGCAGAUUCUGGCCCACGUUGGACCAGUCUGGAUAGUUAGCCUAUCCAGACUUGAUGUUUUCAUCCCCAAGAAAGUUUUUGAGUUUCUGCUGAAAUGAGGUUGCAUUUUAAUGUUGUACCGUAUUUUUCGCUCUAUAAGAUGCACCAGACCACAAGACGCACCUAGUUUUUGGAGGAGGAAAACAAAAAAUAUUCUGAAUCUCAGAAGCCAGAACAGCAAGAGGGAUUGCUGCGCAGUGAAAGCAGCAAUCCCUCUUGCUGUUCUGGCUUCUGGGAUAGCUGCGCAGCCUGCAUUCGCUCCACAAGAUGCACACACAUUCCCCCUUACUUUUUAGGAGGGAAAAAGUGAGUCUUAUAGAGCAAAAAAUACGGUAUUUUAACCUUGUUUUUAAGUUGUAUUCCAAUCAACUUGUUUUAUAUUUGGUGUUAGCCACCCUGAGCCCGGUCUUGGCUGGGGAGGGCGGGGUAUAAAUUAUUAUUAUUAUUAUUAUUAUUAUUACUAUUAUUCCCUGACCCCCGAUUUUCUUUCACAGACUAGUGGAAUUUACACAUUCCUAAUUUCCCUCCUGUCACAAGGAGAACUGAUGCCGUGUUCUUUUCUUCCAAAGGUCUCAUUCUUCCUCUUCAUCAUCUUCACCGUCUACACCAUGUUGCCCGUUGGCAUGAAAGAUGCCGUGGCUGCCGGCUUGGUCUCCUCCCUCUCCCACAUUGUCGUCCUGAGCGUCUACCUCUCUCUGGGGCGCGGCUCGCGCUCGGAGCUAGCGCUGCAGGUAAGUGGGGCCCUGUCACCCAAUCCGUGCUUCACAUCACAAGGCAGGCCACCAAUAUUGUUUUUUCUGGUCUUGGAAGUACUUGCCAAAAACAUAAGAGCAAAUAAAGUGAUUACAGGUGUAAAAACUGGGAAAAGUGAAUUAUCUUACUAGAUAAUUCACUAGAUGACCUAGUGAUAACAGUGGAAUAACCUAAAACUUCACUCCCUAAAGUAAUAGAAAAAAAUCAUAAUUUUGGGGUAGUGGCAGGAUUUAAGCUAAAUAGGAAUAAAACUAAAUUAUUAGUUAAAAACAUGAAGGAAGAAGUAACAACCGAACUAGAACAAAACAUUGAGAUUGAAGUCCAUAAAAAGGUUAAAUAUUUAGGGAUUUGGUUAACAUCAAGAAAUAUAAACCUAUUUAAAAAUAAGUAUGAAAAAAUUUGGCUUGAGGUAAAAAGAAAUUUAGAAAUAUGGAGCAGAAUGAAUCAAUGUUAGGGAAAAUAUUGGCGAUUAAAAUGAAUGUGUUGCCCAAAAUGCUAUUUUUUCCCCAAUCACAUCACAAGGCAGGCCGAUGGGACAUUCCUGGGAAUUCCUGUUGUGUGUGGGGAAAUUCCCUUUGAGGGACUCUCACAGUAAAUUCAGCAUGAGUCUGACCUCAUUCAGUAACGCAUUACCGGACAGAGUCCAACAGAGUCUGUGAGAGCAUUUCCAUUAGCACACACCCUAUAUCGAAAAUGUACAUCUUCUUAGCUGCUUCAUCCUCUAGCCAACCAGCUUCUGCCACCCUGGCAUCUCGCCAUCUCUUCAUCCAAUCACAGUCUUUGAAAUCGCUUAUUCAAUCCAAGCUUUUUGCUGUACAUUCAGUGCCUUCCUUGCACUUUGUCUGGAGUUGCUUUUCACUCUAACAAGCAGCGUUGGGCUCCUCUUAAACCAGAUCUGUGUUCAGGCUGCACUCUUGCGUGGUGACGCUGGCCUUACUGAUAACGGGCCUUGCAGAAUUUCUACCCUGAGGUAUUAUUACAUUUGUAUCCCACAUUUUGUCCAAGGAGCUCUAGGUUGUUGACAUAGUGCUCCCCUUAAACCCCACAACAACCAUGGAAGGUAGGCUAGGCUGAGAGUCAGUACUGGCCCGAGGUCACCCAGGGAGCUUUGUAGCUGAAUGGGGAUUUAAUCCUUGGUCUCCCACAGUCCUAUGGCUCAUCCAGACUUCCUUUUGUGCCAUGCUUUCCAUGUCUAAACAGAGUUGUUGUUGGUUUUUUUUUGGUCCCUGUGCUUUCACUGGGAAAACCCGCAUUUUACGUCUGAUUGUGAUUAAGCAUUGAAAUGUGGGUUUUCCCAGGGACAGCUUUGGGACCAAAUAAAAUAAACACAGAGCUUUAAAGCCCAGAUCCGGGCCUAGAAACAUGGCACAAGAGGAAGUUGGAUGAGCCCUUGUCUGACACGCAAAAAAGUACACCGCACUGGCUUCUCUUUCCACCACUGCACUGUGUCAUGAUCGCCUCCCAGUCUUUCUUCGCCUUACAUCUUCUCUUUUUGCAUGUGCCUCCAGCUCCUGGCCAAUCUAGUCAUCUUUGUCUGCGGGAACCUGGUGGGUGCCUACCAUAAGCACUUGAUGGAGGUGGCCUUGGGGGAGACCUUCCACGAGACCUUCAACCUCAUCCAAUCCCGAGUCAAGCUGGAGUCUGAGAAGAGGCACCAGGUGAGUACGGAGAAUGGCUUUGCGCACAGAAGGUUCCAUUCCAGGUAGAGCAUGGAAAGGAUUCCAGCCCAAAACCUUGGACAGCAGCUGCCAGUCCGUGAAGAUGAGCCUCUCCCAACCUGUGGCCCUCCAGAUACUGCCUGACUACAACUCCCAUCAUCCCUGACCAUAGGCUGUGCUGGCUGGGGCUGAUGGGAUCGUAGUCCAAAACACCUGGAAGGCACCAAGUUGGGGAACAUUGUAGAUAAUAUUGAGCAGGAUGGACCGAAUAUCUGAAAUGGUAGAGUAGCUUCCUAUCAUCCUAUGACCUGGAUCAGGCCCUUCUGGCUUGCAUCCAUUCCGUCAGGCCUUUGAUUUAUGCACAAGAGAGAUAGCAGAGCUUAAACCUUCCUGUAAAGGUUGGGUAUUCUUCUGCCCAUGCACAGAGGAGCUAUUUUCCUCUCCAGUCAUAGACAAAGAAAGGCCCCUUCAAACUCAUUGCACGGGGAACUCCCAGGUUCUGAAACUUGUAAAAAGAGCUCAGCAACAAACCAAUUAAUGUUGAAGGUAGCAUAGCAUUCAUUCAGUCCAGUACUGGAAGGGUACUAUAAACUGACUCUGUUGUUCCUGAUUCCUCCCACCACCACCUUGCUGUGCUGAUCCUCCUAGGAGCAUCUGCUUCUCUCCAUCCUUCCUGCCUACAUUGCCUUGGAAAUGAAGGCCGAAAUCAUCGAGAGGCUCCGGGAUGGAGGCCAGGCCCAGCACCGUCACGAGGGCACCAAUAAUUUCCACAACCUCUACGUCAAGCGCCACGAAAACAUCAGGUACUUGCUUUUGACGCCAUCUGUCAUCUACAAGAUUGCCUGACCUGAUGUAUAUGGAUUAGGGCUGAACAAUUGGGAGCUGGUUGGGUGAAUCCCACUCCAUUGCACGGUUCCACACAACAUCUUUCGUUUCUUUUUUCCUCCCCCUCUUGCAGCAUCCUAUACGCCGACAUUGUUGGUUUCACACUCUUGGCCAGCGAAUGCUCCCCAAAGGAGCUAGUCCUCAUGCUCAACGAACUCUUUGGCAAGUUUGACCAGAUCGCCAAGGUGAGUAAGAGAAUAUCUCCCCUCCAUAAAUACCCUUCCCGUGCCUUAAAAAAGGUUGCUCUCCUUAGAUUGGAGUCGGGGAACCUGAUGUUGUAGGAAUACAACUCCCAUCACCCCUGGUCAUUGGCUGAUGUGAGGUGGAGUCCAGUGACAUGCAGGGAAAUCUUGUACACAAGAAGCUGGCAUAAAAUUAAGUUAAACUGGCAGAAGAGUGUGCUAUAUCCAAACUCCAAUCUGGAGCCGAUCUGCUUUCUGAGCUGGACUAAGCUUUGCAGAGAGAAAACAAGCCUUUAAACAGAGUUAGAAGACUCUUUUUGCAGGCUUAACUUAUACCAGCUUCUCAGGUUACCUGACCCAGGUGAACAGGCUUAGGAUGCAGCCUAAACCCCCCUUUCCAGGAUUUAUGCCAGCCCCCCCCCCAAAUCCUGGGUGGUGCAGUUGUUAAGGGUGCUGGGAUUUGUUAGAAGACCCCCCGCUUCCUAUUCUCCUCCCAGAGCUACAAUUCCCAGAGCAGAUUAACAAUCACAGUGCCUUUCUUCAGGGAAAUUUGGGGAAAUUGUGCUGUGGUGGCCAUAGAAACAUCCUACCCCUCUGUGCAGAAAUGGUACCCUAGCUGAGCAGCCCUAAGCCAGUGAGUCAUGAUGUGUACGUUGCCAAGGAAACCGAGAUGUUGUCUCAGGUGGCAAACUUCAUCCUCAACCCUGUCCCCUCCCAGGAUAACGAGUGCAUGAGAAUCAAGAUCUUGGGCGACUGCUACUACUGCGUCUCUGGGCUGCCUGUGUCGCUGCCCAACCAUGCCCGGAACUGCGUCAAGAUGGGCCUUGACAUGUGCCAGGCCAUCAAGUGAGUGGAGUGGGGGAGGCAGUUGGCAGGUGAAAUGAGAGGGAGGGGGAGGAAAAAUGGGGGGAAGGAUCCCAAGUCAUGAUUGAGGUCUGAGCAGCAGCAACAUUGGUGUGCUCUGGUUUGGUACAUGUGCCAUUCAAGAUCUACAACUCCAUCCUUUAAUGUUAUAUAAGAUAUUGGUGGGACGCGGGUGGCGCUGUGGGUUAAACCACAGAGCCUAGGACUUGCCGAUCAGAAGGUUGGCGGUUCGGACCCCCGUGAUGGGGUGAGCUCCCGUUGCUCAGUCCCUGCUCCUGCCAACCUAGCAGUUCGAAAGCACGUCAGAGUGCAAGUAGAUAAAUAGGUACUGCUGUGGUGGGAAGGUAAACAGCGUUUUCAUGCGCUGCUCUGGUUCGCCAGGAGUGGCUUUGUCAUGCUGGCCACAUGACCCGGAAGCUGUACGCCGGCUCCCUCGGCCAAUAAAGUGAGAUGAGCGCCGCAACCCCAGAGUCGGUCAUGACUGGACCUAAUGGUCAGGGGUCCCUUUACCUUUACCUAACAUAUUGCUAAGCUAUAUUGUAAGCUAUAUAUGUUUAAGGAAGUUUUUAAUAUUUAAUGCUGUAUUGUUUUAAACAUUCGAUUGGCAGCCACCCAGAGUGGCUGCAGACACUCAGCCAGAUGGGUGGGGUGGGUAUGUAUGUAUGUAUGUAUGUAUAAAUAAAUAAAUAAAAUAAUUAAUUUCCACAGAUAAUUCGCCUUUAAAGUCCUGAAUGUCCUGGGCCCAGGUUACUUCAGGGACUGUCUCUCCCAGUAUGAGCCUGCAAUCUCUAGAUCAGUGGUCCCCAGGUUUUUCAGGCCAUAAACUCAUCCCCGGUGCUCCCCUACCCUACCCUACAAAAAUAUAUUAUUUAGAAUAGUGCUUUGCAUGGCCCGCUAAGGAAGAUAGUAACACAAUAGAAUUCAAAACAGUAACAAUGAAUUGCACAUUUAUUCAAAACCCAGUUAAAACUAUUUAGUUUAAUUAAUUCAACAGAAUCAAUGAACUCGAUACAGCGAUACCAGCCAUGACUAAUGGCUAUCUUUCAACAAUUUAGAAUCGUACAUACAAAUGUGACCAAAGGAAAGAGCUCUGGAAGCAACAAGAGCCAUAAAACGUUGCAUAUGAACAGAGGAAGGUGUUUUGCUCUAGCUCUAGCCUGGCCACUCACGAAUAAGAGAUCAAAGCACUUGGAGGGACCUACCUCCAGUGCCCCACUGCCAUUCCUUGCCUCUUAGUGCCCCCUAGGUAAUCCCACCUCCGGGGUGGGGACAAUACCACCCACUUUGAGAACCGUAGCUCUGGAUAAGACUUCUUCAACCUGAUGCCCACUUACUCAUCUCAGAUCUUGUUGGACUCCAACGCCCAUCAGUCCCAGCCAGCAUAGUCAACAGGCAGGGUUUAUGAGAGAUGUAGUCCAGCAACAUAGAAUCAUAGAAUUGUAGAGUUGAAAGGGACCCCAAGGGUCUUCUAUUCCAACCCCCCCCCCCCGCCCAAGGUGGGGCUCAAACUCACAACCCCAAGAUUAAGAGUCUCAUGUUCUACCAACUGAUAUUUAAUUACUCCCUGACUUCUUUUAAAAAAGGCUAGUAGAAUGUUAUGACUUGUUAGGGAUGUGGGUGAGCCUCUUGGGCUUGGUGAUCGGAAGGUCAGCAGUUUGAAUCCCCACAACAGAGUGAGCUCCCGUUGCUCUGCCCCAGCUCCUGCCAACUGAGGUUGAAAGCACGCCAGUGUAGAUAAAUAGGUACUGCUGUGACAGGAAGGUAAAUGGCAUUUCUGUGCACUCUGGCUUAAAUCAAAGUGUUCUGUUGCGCCAGAAGUGGUUUAGUCAUGCUGACCCAUGACCCGGAAAGCUGUCUGCGGACAAACACCAGCUCCCUCAGCCUGAAAGUGAGGUGAGCAUCGCAACCCCAUAGUCAUCUUUGACUGGACUUCACCGUCCAGGGGUCCUUCACCUUUUACAUUUUGAGUUGUUCUUUAGUCAUUUAGUCGUGUCCGACUCUUCAUGACCCCAUGGACCAGAGCACGCCAGGCACUCCUGUCUUCCACUGCCUCCCGCAGUUUGGUCAAACUCAUGCUGGUAGCUUCGAGAAUACUGUCCGAAUCUCGUCCUCUGUCGUCCCCUUCUCCUUGUGCCCUCCAUCUUUCCCAACAUCAGGGUCUUUUCCAGGGAGUCUUCUCUUCUCAUGAGGUGGCCAAAGUAUUGGAGCCUCAGCUUCACGAUCUGUCCUUCCAGUGAGCACUCAGGGCUGAUUUCCUUCAGAAUGAAUAGGUUUGAUCUUCUUGCAGUCCAUGGGACUCUCAAGAGUCUCCUCCAGCACCAUAAUUCAAAAGCAUCAAUUCUUCGGUGAUCAGCCUUCUUUAUGGUCCAGCUCUCACUUCCAUACAUCACUACCGGGAAUACCAUAGCUUUAACUAUACGGACCUUUGUCGGCAAGGUGAUGUCUGACUUGCUAUUUUAAUUUCUGAAAUACAGAGGUGUGUCCCUCCCCCCCUCACUUUUAAUCGCUUCCAUUUAUUUCGUUACUAAUUUGGUUCAGGCAUUUUAAAUAAAAUGCAAACUUAUUUUGUCCUGUUUGUCCUCUCACAAAUAGGAAGCUGCGUGAUGCCACCGGAGUGGACAUCAACAUGAGAGUUGGAGUCCAUUCGGGGAACGUCCUGUGUGGGGUGAUUGGGCUCCAGAAGUGGCAGUACGACGUCUGGUCCGAUGAUGUGACGCUAGCCAAUCACAUGGAAGCAGGAGGUGUGCCAGGGUGAGGGAAGCGACAUGGUGAGAGGGAAUGCUCCCACUUUGGUCCAGAAAAGGCUUUGGUUCUUGGUGUAUGCAGUCCAGGCUGGCCGCUAGUGACCUAGCAAGGAAUCUCAGCAACAACCAAACAAAUCCGGGGUACCUCCGUUUAUGAACUUAAUUCGUUCCGGAGGUCCGUUCUUAACCCGAAACCGUUCUUAACCUGAGGCGUGCUUUCAUUAAUGGGGCCUCCUGCUGCCAUCACGCCGCCGGUGCACGACUUCCGCUCGCAUCCCAGGGCAAAGUUCGCUACCCGGAACACCUACUUCCGGGUUAGCGGAGCUCGUAACCCAAAGCAUUCGUAAGGAGGACGGUACAUAACCCGAGGUUCCACUGUAACUGAUGAUACACUUUUGACUGUGUUGCUAUUUGUGGGACAGAAUGCAGUCUCUACUGCUGCUAUAAUGCUAUCGAGAUACAAUGAAAGUAGUGACCAAGCAGACCCUGGUGUAUUGCGGUAGUUCUAGGGCAGGAGCUAGACCCAGAAUCUUGUCGGUCCCAGGUUGGGACUGGAAGAAUCAAACUCCAAGACAAAGCCAUUUCCCGUACCCGGGGAGAUGAUGUUGCGGGCUGGGAGCAAGCGGGUGGGAUAGCCCCUGCGCCAUUGGUUGGUCCUAGGCCGCGUCAACCCAAGGCUCACCAAUCUGGACGGUCCAGAGGCGUAGCGCGGGAUAUUUAAACUGCCCACGGCCGGGGACAUAUUCCUGCUCGGUCAGUUCUCCUACCCCCCCUCCCUUAGGUUAGGCUCUUUAUCUCCUGACCUUGCUAUGGACUUUGGUUGGUCACCUGUUUUUUUAACAGGGGCCUGGCAGGAAUAUUUUCCACUUGGCAAAUUGGCACCAGCCAUUUAAUUUUUCGCCUACUUCAUAGCAAUUUGUCACAACUUUGUAAAGUUUGGCGGUUAGGCAUUGGAGUAUUAGGUUGAAGGUGAGGGGAGGUAGUGGCCAUCACCUACCCCUCCUAUUUCAAGGGUAUUCCGUUAAAGGAAUCUGAGUGGUGUGGUCCUGUCCAAAGCCCCAGACGGGGAGCUAGGGCCAUGGCACGACCCCUAGUGGUGACCCUGGGGGAGUUCCUAGUUGAUGUGAAUCAGCAGGGCUCCCCCUUCUGGUGGUCAACCCUUCCAAGACUCCUGCAGACGGACAGGAGUCAGAUAUAGUCGAGUGGUUUCCAGUGCCUAAGCCAAUACCACUCACAUUCUGUAACCAAUAAAGCUGUGGCCUUUUUCGCCCAUUAACCUAAAAUACUGUUCCAUUUGUCUUUAUUCCACUUCCCGGUAGGGUUUGGGACCUUGCCACGCAACGAGGGAUCUGGUGGGCUGGAGGUGGCAAAGCUUAGCAGUUUAGGGGCAGAGCCUGGAUGGAAUUGGUAGGUAGCUGUGGGCUUAGUAGAAGAUGUUGGGUUAGGGGUGGAGCCUACUAGGAUAGGGGUGGAGCCUGACUGAAAUUUAUAGGUGGAGCUUAAUGGAAUGUGGUGGUUUGGGGUGGAGCCUGCCUGAAACUGGUGGCUCCACAUCUUGUGAGAAUGUGAUGCGGUGAGUUUCAGGUGGAGACUGCUAGGUUAGGAGCAGAGGCUGGCCAAAAAUGGUGGGUAGAAGUGGAGCUUCGUAGAGAUUGGUGGGUUAAAGGGUAAAGGCUGGGAAAAUCUGGCCUUUGUUGGCUUUUCAGAUCCCAAUACAGGUUCCCUGCCAGAAGAGUAUUUUACUGCUCAGGCUGGGACAAUACUGGCCAGUUGACCACUUUACCGCUAUUUAAUGUUGUAGACAUUGCAAUUAAAUUAGCUAUCAGUUCUCCACCUCCAUUAUAAACUAUAUCCAAAUAAAGGAUUCCAACACAGUGUUCCAAUGCUCCCUUGAAAAAUAAUACCUUUUGUUGCUUCUCAGCGGUUGACUGAAAUAUGUGGGCACUGCUGUUCCCUGGAGGCAGGGAAGAGGAAUUACAUGAAUUUGUGUGUAUUCGUUGACAGUUAUUGCAGUGGCAGAGCAAGCCAAUUGGGCGCCUGGGACGACGCGCAUGCCCUGUGUCCAGGGGUGGGUCCACCUGCCCGCGGAGUGGGGCAAGCCGGGGCAGGAUGCCCCGUGGGGCCUUCAAGGAGUUUGCCUGCCUCCUCCCACACAGCCACCCUACAGCUGAGGGGGAGGCGGCGGGCAGACCAUUUGGGGCAGCUCAAGCCACUGUGUCACUCCCAGGAGAGAUGCGUGGCUCGGGAGGGCUACGGGUUAGUGCCACCUGGUGUUUUGUCACCCCCCUCAGUGGUGACACCUGGGGCAGACUGCCCCCACCGAACCCCUUCCUCUGCCCCUGAGUUAUUGUAUGAUGAACAGUCUGUCCAUUCUGUUGUACAGUGGUACCUCGGGUUACAUACGCUUCAGGUUACAUACGCUUCAGGUUACAGACUCCGCUAAUCCAGAAAUAGUACCUCGGGUUAAGAACUUUGCUUCAGGAUGAGAACAGAAAUCGCGUGGUGGCGGCACGGCAGCAGCGGGAGGUCCCAUUAGCUAAAGUGGUGUUUCAGGUUAAGAACAGUUUCAGGUUAAGAACAGACCUCUAGAAUGAAUUAAGUACAGUGGUACCUCAGGUUACAUACGCUUCAGGUUACAGACUUGGCUAACCCAGAAACAGUGCUUCAGGUUAAGAACUUUGCUUCAGGAUGAGAACAGAAAUUGUGAUCCGGUGGCGUGGCGGCAGCAGGAGGCCCCAUUAGCUAAAGUGGUGCUUCAGGUUAAGAACAGUUUCAGGUUAAGAACGGACCUCCGAAACGAAUUAAGUACUUAACGUGAGGUACCACUGUACUUAACCCGACGUACAGUGGUGCCCUGCAAGACGAAUGCCUCGCAAGACAGAAAACCCGCUAGACGAAAGGGUUUUCCGUUUUCAAUUCGCUUCGCAGGACGAAUUUCCCUAUGGGCUUGCUUCGCAAGACGAAAAUGUCUUGCGAGUCUUGAGAUUUUUUUUCCGCUCCCCCCCCCUUUUUCUAAGCCGCUAAGCCUUUAAUAGCCUUUUAGCAGCUAAUCCGCUAAGCCGCUAAUAGGGUUGCUUCGCAAGACGAAAAAACCGCUAGACGAAGAUACUCGCGGAACGGAUUAAUUUCGUCUUGCGAGGCACCACUGUACCACUGUAUACAUAGUUAGGACUCGAUCUGCCAUCUGGGGUGACCUCUAGUGGUGCAUGCAGGGAAAUGUCCUAAAUGGGGGGAACUGUACCUCUGUGUCCUUGGCUUCCCUCUUCUGUAUCCGUCUACAUUCUCAUCUCUUUUCCCUUUCAGGAGGGUUCAUAUCACGGAGGCCACGUUGCUGCACCUGGGUGGGGCCUACGCUGUGGAGGAAGUUUGUUUCUGGCCACGAGACUCUUACCUGAGGGAGAACAAAAUCAAAACCUUCCUGGUCGUUGACCCCAGGGUGAGGAGAUCUGCUUUGAAACUGGAGGUGGUGCAUCCACUUUUUAGGGGAGAGGGAAAAAAGGAAAAAAGCUUCACCUGGACUUCCUAGUCUGUGAUAGAUAGUUAUCAGCCAGUUUCCAUCACUUCUUGGAAAAGAGAUUGAGAUGGUUGUGGUGGAGCAGCUGCAGGUAUACUUUGGUGAAACUUACUAUCUAGACAAACCUUUCCCAACCUCAGGUCCCCAGAUAUUGUUGGACUACAACUCCCAUCAUCCCUAGCUAGCAGAACCAGUGGGCAGGGAUGAUGGGAGUUGUAGUCCAACAAGGUGGGACCCAUGGUAGAGAAAGGCUGCUGUAAACCCAUAUUAAUCUGAUUUCAAACCUGGUUUUGGAACCCACUCAGUCUUGGUUGCCCUUAUCAAUGAUCUCUAUUAGGAUAAGGAUAUUCAGGGUCUAAUGUUGCUUCUUUUCCUUGAUCUCCCCGCAACUUUUGAUAACAUUGGCCUCGGUAUCCUCCUGGGUUGGCUUUGUGAGAUGUAUGUUCUAGGGCUGCCAUAUGUCCAGGAUUUCCUGGACAUAUCUUGGAUUUGUCCAUCGGAAAUAGCGUUUGGGUGGAAUAUGUGAAAAUCAGUAAAAAUGUCUGGCCACCCAUAUUGGAAGUGUUGAUUUUAUGGUAAAUUUCCUUUACCAUAAAAGCUCAAAAACUUCAAUUAUUUUGGAGAUUUUGCAGAAAAAGCUCAGCAACUUUACCCUCCCCCCCAAAAAAAGCUCAGCACUUUUGAAAUAUGGCAACCCUAUUGGCAGGGGUGUAGCUAGCUGCUCUGGCACCCGGAGCGGUGGGGGCGUGGCGAGCCGCCUAUGGGGGUGCUGUGGCGAACUGUGCAUGGGGGCGCCAGGGCAAUCCGUGCACAGGGGCACCACAGCGAUCCGCCCAGGGGGGCAGCGCUACGAGCUGCCCACAGAGUCCACCUGGUAGACGCAAGCCCCAUGCUGCUAUUUCGGGCAGUGUGGGGCCCCGAGUCGCUGCGUCACUCCCAGGAGAGAUACGUGGCUCGGGCACGCUGCAGGCCAGGCCCCGCGGUAAGUGCCGACCCCUGCAGUGUGCCAUUUUGUCACCCCCCCAUGGAUGAUGCCUGGGGCGAUGCACCCCCCCCACACACCCGCCCUCCUAUGCCCCUGCCUAUUGGUUACACUCUUCCACAGUGGGUUCCACAGAUUGGCUCUGGGGGAAUGCUCAUUGGCCCCUUGGCAUAAAAAUAAAUAAAAUUUAUUUAUACCCCGCCCUCCCUGGCCAGAGCCAGGCUCAGGGCGGCUAACACCAAUAAAAUCACAGUAAAAACAUAAUUGGAGGGGGGGGGAGAGAGAAAAACCCCCAACCCAAUUUAAAAUACAAGUUAAAAUGCAAAUUAAAAUGCAGCCUCAUUUUAAAAGUAGCCAAUAGAUCAAGACCAUAAGGGGAGGGCAACAUAAGGGUCAGACUCAGUCCAAACCAAAGGCCAGGCAGAACAGCUCUUUCUUGCAGGCCCUGUGGAAAGCUGUCAAGUCCCGCAGGGCCCUAGUCUCUUGUGACAGAGCAUUCCACCAAGUCGGGGCCAGUACUGAAAAGGCCCUGGCCCUAGUUGGGACCAAUCUCAGGGCACACUUUUGACCCCAAUGCUAUGUAGCAUCUAUGUCAAGCCGUUGAGAGCUGCCAUUAAGGGAUAUAUGGAUGCCGCUGGCUGGGGUUUGUCACUCAGGAUUUCCACUUGCUCUUCUGGUUCCUGUUGUCUUUAGGCUGAAGAAGAGACCUCCAGUGGCACCCUCUCACCUGCGCCAGGUGAGGGCUACAAGAUGAGGGCUCCAGCGCGGAUGACUCGCUACUUGGAGUCGUGGGGGGCAGCCAAGCCCUUUGCCAACCUCAAACACCUCGACAACCUCCCCGCAGAACCAGCAGGGUUUGUCAGGAGCAACUACUCGGUACGUCCAGCAGGUUGUGCUCAUGUCAAUGCAAGGACAUGUGCUGAGAACCCUCAAGCCCUUUGAGCUGCCCCUUUUCUUUUCUUUUUAUAUAUUUUUAUUAAUUUUUUAACAUAAUUUAUAUGAUAUACAAUUUUUAGACUUCCAUCAACCGCAUCUGAAGAUUUUUCAAUCUUUUUCACUUGAUUUACAUUUCUUAAUUUCUCUAUUACUUUUAAUAAUCUUUAACUAAUAACUCUCUUCAUAAUCUUCCUUGCAAUAUUUCAUAUAGUCCUCCUUACAAAACUGCUUGCAUAAUCUGCUGAUUACAGUUGCUUUUCAAAUAGUUCGCAUAUUUAUUUCAAUCUUUUGAGAAUCUCUGGUCCCGCAGGUUUAGAAUCCUUCCUGUCAUCUUAUCUAAUUCUGCAUAGUCCAUUACUUUCAACUGCCAUUCUUCUUUCAUCGGCAAUUCUUCUUGUUUCCUGAGCUGCCCCCUGUUCAGCUGCCAUGUUUAUUUUGGCAAAAUGGAUUACGGAGAAGCUUCUUCUGCUCUCUCUAGUCCAUCUGAGCUUAUGUGCAAAGGUUCAAAAGCGUGUUUUUAGACAGGAGAGCAGAAAUGAGAUUAUCUUAUCAACCGCACUCACACGUCUUUGAAGCAAGAUACAAAAUGCAGUGCAUGUUAAAAGCUCACAGGUUUCUUACUAUCAUUGUUUCAUUGCAUGCCUAUUCCUUAUUUCCUUGUUUCAUUGCAUGCCAGUGUGGUGUAGUGGUUAAGAGCGGUAGACUCGUAAUCUGGUGAACCAGGUUCGCGUCUCCGCUCCUCCACAUGCAGCUGCUGGGUGACCUUGGACCAAUUACACUUCUCUGAAGUCUCUCAGCCUCACUCACCUCACAGAGUGCUUGUUGUGGGAGAGGAAGGGAAAGGAGAAUGUUAGCCACUUUGAGACUCCUUCGGGUAGUGAUGGAGCGGGAUAUUAAAUUCAAACUCUUCUUCUUCUCCUUUUCUCCAAGAAGCUCAAUGUGGCAUGCAUCGUUCAUCUCCUCCCUGUUUUAUCCUCACAACAGCCUUGUGAGGUAGGUUAGGCUGAGAGUGAGUGAGUGGCCCAAGGUCACCCAGCGAGCUUCAUGGCUGAGUGAGGAUUUGAACCUGUAUCUUUCACAUCCUGGUGCAGCGCUCUAACCACUUGUGGGCCAGGACUGACAGACACAAAGUGCUUGUCUGCUAUUUGCAGUUCUGCAUUCAAGCACAAAAUGUAGGGUUAUCCAGGAAGGGGGUGGGGGAAGGUGUUAGAGUUCACAAGUACAUUUUACAUGGCGUGGGUAUUGAUAGUGCAGGAUAAGAAAACCAUCUCACUGCCGCACAUGAUUUUCGGAAGCAUGUCUUAAAACCACAGUUGCUUUGCUGGAAAUGUCGCUCUUUGGGGAGAAUCCAGGUGCCACCAUUUUCUCUUCUGCGCUUUGAGAAAAAUAGGGAGGAGAAGGUGAACGGCAGAAGUUUCAAAGCACCUUUCCUACGGCCAUUGAGAUCUGGGAUAAAAUAACCUCCUCACCUGCUCACAUGCUUCUGGGAACCUCUGUUUUUUUGGGGGAAGGGCUGUAGCUCAUCUAAAGGGGAGCACAUUCAACCCCUGGCUUCUUCAGGUAGGGCUGGGAGACACUCUUGUCUGAAGCCCUGGGGGAGCGUCUUCCACCCACUGCAGACAAUACUGGGCAAGAUGGACCAAUGGUUUGACUCGGUAUAAGGCGGCUUCCAAAUUCCUAAGUUCCAUUUAAGCACAUAGUGUAAAGAUAGAGCAGGGGGAAGCAGUUGUGUUGCAGAUUCAAGGCGGAAAUGGAAGAGACUUCAACUAGAAACACAAAUUGGACCCAAUGUACCGUAUUGGCCCGAAUAUAAGCCACACUCCCCCCCCCCAUUCUGAUCAUUAACAGUUAAAGUGCGGCUUAUAUUCACGACCAUACGCCGCCAACAAAGCAGCACAGCUCCCCCCCCCCCGCCAAAAGCAGCCUGGGAGCAUGGGGCAACUAUGCCUAGCCUGCCUGCCGCUCCCAAGCCUCCCCAUAGCUGUCAGAACGAAGGGGGCGGAGGGGGGAGCCUGCCGGCAAAGCGGUGCACCCCCCCUCCGAUCAGCUCAGAAGCGCAGGGCAAUGGCGACCAUCCCGUCCGCGGCUCCCAAGCCUCCCCCAAGUCGCCAAAUUUUUAAGGUGCAGCUUAUUUGCCGGUGCGGCUUAUAUUCGGGCCGAUACAGUAUUUGCAGGAAGGGUGGAAAAUGAGGGAGGAGGUGCAUUAGAAGUGUCUUUUUCUAGAUUCUCACAACCCCCCCCCCCCCAAAAAAAAGUCAAAGGCAUCCACAGAAAGCUGUCCGCAGAUCUCUUUCCAGAUUUUCCAAGGACAGGGUUUUCGCAGGAGAAAGUCCAGGACAGCAGCUGUUUCUGGUGAACAUUGUAUGGACAAGGGGGGAUUAAGAGGCACAUGGGGGUAUGCAUUUCACAUUAAGUGGAGGUGUGGAUGGGCCCUUAGUCUUUUUCUUUCUGCUGCUAGAUGCUGCCAGUUGCAUGAGAAUCAGGGCCUAGCUAGAUGCCAUGCCCUAGCCGCAUGAGAGAGCAUCUGCUUUGCUUGUAAAAGGUCCCUCCCCAGCUUUUCCUGGUGGGUCUGGUAAUUUCCCCAGCCUGAAACCCCAGAGAUGCAUUUCCAGUCAGUGUCAAGAACACCAAUCUAGGUGAGCCCCAUAGUCUGACUCAGUAUAAGAUGUCUUCCUGUGUGUGCCAAAUGCAUCAUUAGCAAUGAUGUCAGAGGAAUUUGCAAAUGAGUGGCAAGUGUGGGCGCCCAUCUCCUGCUGCAGGAGGAAGGACCAUGGCUCAGUGGUAGAACAUCUGCUUUGCACAAACAAGGUCCUAGGUUAAAUCCUCAGUGUCCCCAGAUAGAAAUGGGAAGGAUUCCUUGUCUGAAAACCUGGAGAGCUUUUCCCAGUCAGUGUAGACAGUAUUGAGCUAGGUGGUCUGACUUAGUAUAAGGUAGCUUCCUACUUUCCUAAAUACACCCUCAACUAAAGGCAGAACCUUUAGCAGUCCCUCUGUAACAGGCACCCCCAAACUUGGCCCUCCAGAUGUUUUGGGAAACAACUCUCAUCACCCCUAGCUAACAGGAACAGUGGUCAGGGAUGAUGGGAACUGUAGUCCCAGAACAUCUGGAGGGCCAAGUUUGGGGGUGCCUGCUCUAUAAUGCGAAUGUGCUCUAGCUGUGAGAUGAAUAUUGCAGGUUGUCCAUUUGGCAGCACUGUCUAAGGGAGCUUCCAGGCUGUCAUUUCAAUCAUAAACCAUCAAAUUCAGGUUUCCAAAUUAAAGCUGAUCUGGAGGAUUUGCCCCACAAACCUACCCUCCCCCUCCGCAAAAAAAGAGAAAGGAUUGUAUUAUUGUGCAAUAAGGAAAGUGAUAGGAAAAUGCACCGGAAAAUGUGGGAUAAGGUUUGCUUGAUUUAGCAGCCUCUUAUUUCCCUGCAAACAAUUUGCUCAAUAAAUACCGUAUUUAUUGCUCUAUAAGACUCACUUUUUCCCUCCUAAAAAGUAAGGGGAAAUGUGUGUGCGUCUUAUGGGGCGAAUGCAGGCUGCGCAGCUAUCCCAGAAGCCAGAACAGCAAGAGGGAUUUCUGCACAGUGAUCCGUCUUGCUUUUCUGGCUUCUGAGAUUCAGAAUAUUUUUUUUCUUGUUUUCCUCCUACAAAAACUAGGUGCGUCUUAUGGUCUGGUGCGUCUUAUAGAGCGAAAAAUACGGUAUUUGACAUUGUCUAGCUUCCGUGCAAACAAAUUUGGAUGGAAGCUAGGCGAAGAGGCUCCCUGGGAGCAUUCAGGCUCUCGGCUGUGUCCCUACAGUUGAAGGCAACAAGUGUUUCUGUUUUCUUGCAGGAGAUCUCUCUGGGGUCCUUGAACCAGCAGAAGACCUUGGAACGGUAACAAGGGGGGUAUCUUGUUUAGAGGGGGGAGAGGAGGAAGAGGCCAACAAGCAAAUAGAUUACUGAGAAAAGAAUGGGGGGGGGGAGAGGAAGAGAUAGAGCAAAAUGUACAUUGUGUCUGGUGUUAUCACACUGUGGAUUGGAGCCAGGAUGUUGCGGUCUAGCUUCCUUCUGCGGGUGCUGUGAUGUUCUGCAGAUCUGUGGGGCUAGAGUUCUUCCAUGGCUAGAAUUGCAUGUUAAGCCUGUGGUUCCAAUGACUGCAGAGCCACCCUGAGAUGGAAUGGGAGUCUCAUGGAAUCUGCCACAAUUCCUUAGGCUUCUGUUGUCAGCUAGGUAGGUCUCUCAAUGUAUGUGAGCCCUAGAACAAGGCAAGGAUGCUCUGGGGCCACCUAAACCACCCCUUGUCUGCAGUAAGUUUAGUGGCACAGUGGAGGGUACCAGAAUUAAUCUUGGGAGGGGAAGCUGGGUGAACAUCCUGAAUUGACCAGAGACCUCAUGGUGUGUGUGACCAUGCUGGCUGGGGCUGAUGGGCGAUGGAGUCCAGCAAAAUCCAAAGGGUGCCAGAUUGUGGAAGGUUGUGCUAAACGCUUCCUAACUCCUAUUUCCCGUUGAGUUGAGGGGAGGAAUGUUGUUGUUGACUUAAGAUCCCUGCCAGAAGUGGGGCUUGCAAGUUGUGCGGACCAGUGUGCCAUGGUGAUGCCAGGUGAUGGGGGUUGGGAGAAGUGAGGACCUGGCCUACCAGCUGGUAAAAUACCCCCCACUUUCCCAUCUUAGAUGCAGAACAUUGGGAGUCCAGUUGCUUACUCAGUCGUGCCCUCUGCUGUCUGUUUUAUUCUCUCUGUUGUGCUGUUCGGGCAUUUCACGUUGCGUUUCUUUGAUUUCUGUGCGAUUCCUCAAUACCCUGCUCACUCUUUCUCCUCUCCUGGCUGUAUUACAGGGGGCGUGCCCCCAGGAGCCCAGAUGAAGACCUGGAAGGAGUAGACGAGAAGUUCUUUCAGCUCAUCGAACAGCUUAACUCGCAGAAGUGCGUCAAUGAGACUGUGAGAGGGGUGGGGUGGGGAGAGGAAAACGGAGGCACAGGAAAGAAGCAGGGAUAAUUACAAAAUCAGAUGCAACAGAGGAAAGGGCUUCUGCUAGCAUGAAAUAAUGGCACACAAGAGGGCAUUUGGGUGAGUGCAGCUUGUCACGUCAUUGCAUUGCAGGAAUAAGAGGAGCUGCGCCUUCGAAGUUUCUGCUUCCUGCACCACUGCUACAGGAGUCCUGUUUCCUGUUGCAGUGGAUCAUACAUAGCAAGAAAAGCAAAAAAGUACAGAAAAAGAGCAAAGGAAAAGGAGAGGAGGAGAACCUACCGUAUUUUUCGCCCUAUAGGGCGCACUGGCCCAUAGGGUGCACCUAGUUUUUUUUGGGGGGGAUAAAGAAAAAAAAAUUAUUUUCCCCCCAGGCGCGGGGCUGGGGCGGGGGAAGCCUGAGCUUCCCCCGACCCCAGCCCCCAGAACAGGCUGCUAUCCGCAAGCCUGGGGAUCCCGGUGGGAACUCCCGCCGGUCUCCCCCGGCUUGCGGAUAUCUGCCUGAAGCCCGGGGCGUGCUGCUCAGCGCGCCCCAGGCUUCGGGAUGCAGGCUGCUGUCCGCAAGCCUUGGGAGCCCGGCGGGAAGUCGUGCCGGGCUCCCAAGGCUUGUGGAGAGCUUCCUGAAGCCUGGAGAGCGAGAGGGAUCAGUCCGCACUGACCCCUCUCGCUCUCCAGGCUUCAGCGAAAGCCUGCAUUCGCCCCAUAGGACACACACACAUUUCCCCUUCAUUUUUGGAGGGGGAAAAGUGCUUCCUAUGGGGCAAAAAAUACAGUACCUCUUCUCCCCCAAUCACAAACAGUGCUAGGAACCAGUUCGCCUGCUCUUUGUUUUUACUGAGUUUUUGAUAUUUUGUUGGGAGCCUCCCAGAGUGGUUGGGGGAACCCAGUCAGAUGGGCGGCAUAUAAAUGAUAAAAUUAUUUUAUUAUUAAAUCAUUACUAUUGACUGUUUGUCAAGCCCUUUACCUAUCUACUAUCGCAUGAGAUACCCAAUGCCUCCCAUACGCCACAUUCACUACUGUAAAACAACCAUGCCUGUCUCCCUGUUUGACUAUGAGUUUGUGGGUUGCAAGGGAAUCUGGGGCCAAAUCUAAUCUCCAUUUUAAAGAGAGGUAGAUGGGUGGAAGCAGGUGGGAAUGUUGCCCAAGGAAAAAUCUCCCAUUUUUCCCUACACUUCUCCCCUGCAGGCAAUGGAAGGAAUCAGAAGAUUUGAAUCGCAUCACGCUGUACUUCAAGGAAAAAUCCCUUGAGAAGGAGGUAAAGGACUUGGGUGUUUGUUUGUUUGUUGAACGCUCCAAUAUGAAGUCAGGCUCGUCCCUAGAAUUAGGCAGAGUGAGGCCCCAGGUGGCAAAUGUAGAAGGGCAGCAGGGGCAGCCCUCCUUUUGCUUCUUGGUACUGAAAUAAGAUUUGGGAUUCACUCCCGCUAGAUGUAGUGAUGAACGCCAACCUGAACGUCUUUAAAAGAGAAUUAGGCUAAUUCAUGGAGGAUGAGGCUAAGAGUGGCUACUAGCUAUGAUAUGCUCUGCCUCUGCAGAAGGCUGAAAAAGUGGGAUGUAACAUAAGCAGUCAAGUACAACACUUCCUGUUUGCCCUGAGCGGACACACAGGGGGAUGUUACUGCAGCCAGGAGGACUUCCUGUCACACCUGUCUGGAGCAUCCUCCCUCUGCGUGUGACCAGGUAGAUGGGUGUUACCCUGGGUGACCCCAUAAAAGGGCUGGUCACAUGGCCAUCUUCCCUUCUGCUUCUCUUGAUUCUGUUCCCUUUUGAUGAUUUUGCUGUCUGCUGGCCCUCAGCCAGCAGCUCAUGGGCUCAUUUCCCUACAUGGGAUGAACCCACUCUCUUUUCUGUAACUAAAAGCUAAAGUCUGCCUUCAGGGAACCUACUGCGAACUGAAUGUAAGUAAACUUCUUAUCAUUACUUUUUGAGAGGGAACAAAGGGGAUUUACCAGGAAUAAACCCAAUCUGGACGAACCAGAUUGAAUUGCUUAAGUAAAGAGUUUCAGACGAAUCUACCAACUACUGUAGCUUCCUGCAAUAUACUGGGGAAUGUACUCUGCUACUGACUCAUUAGAGUGAGUGAGGAAAGAUAAUAUUUCAUCAAUAUAUCCUCUCCUACUAUCCACAACAUUCCCACAGAAAAUGAUGCACAACAAAGUGGGGAUGUUGUGCAGAGCAGCCCUUGACCUUGUUUUCACAGUUGCUCACCCUGGGUUCUCUCUCUUUGCCUUCUCCAGUAUCGUCUCUCCGCACUCCCAUCUUUUAAUUACUACACGGCCUGCACCUUCCUGGUUUUCCUCUCCAACUUCCUCAUCCAGAUCCUCGUGGUUUACAAGUAAGCAGGAAGAGGGUGAGGAGAGGAUGGGUGGGUGAGUUAUUUAUGUAGGCAGAACUGGACCCCAAAGCAUGUGAAUACUUUGCCUUUUGGGGUUUUACAUAACUGGUUACUUUUUUUAAGGGUUCCCCUAGAUGACCUGUUUAUUGAGCAUGUAUCCUGAUUUGCUUGCACAAAGCUUAUGCAGCGGUUAGACUACUUGGCCCACCAGAUGUCUCUUUUAAUUGUGCAUUCAUGAUGCUCAGGGUGGUAUUGGGGUGGUUAUAUACUGUAUUAUCCAGCUUUCAAUACUUUCUACACCUGCAGAAGUCUGGGGGAAGAGAUACUGUAUUGUUUCAAACUGAUGCAUGCCCCAUAACUUUCUGAAAUCCUGUGUGAUUUUUUUAUCAUAACUGCUCUGGUUUAUUUUUCGUACUGCUUUUUGUUGCACAAGAAUUCCCCUCCAGGCAGCAAAGGCUGGGAAAGCAUUGCAGAACAUUUCACAAAGUGAAAUGAUGUCUGGACCGUCCAGUAUAAAUCCACCGCUUAUGCAUCAAUGACUUGGGGCAACACCCCACCACCCCAGCAGUCUAGAAGGACGCUGCUUUCAAUUAUUAUAGAACAUUCAUUUUGAUUAGUUUGUGGGGGCAGUUAUAAGAUAAUAAGAUUUGCUUGCAGGGUGUUUAAUCAUUCAUCCAUCCCACAGUUUUCAAUGCAUUUCCCAAUCACUUUCCUAACCACAAAAGGUCUGUUUUUAUUUUCAAAGUGGAUUUCUUGGGCUAGGCUGACAGAGCGCUUUAAACCACUUCCACUGCGCAAACCUCUAUUUCCUGGUAUGCGCUUGAAUUCCUCCCCCAAGCGAUAGAGGGGUCUGACUUGGAUUGAGACAGGAAUGCGAUAAGAGGGGGAGAUGCCAUCCUUUGCUCCUGUUGUGCAUGCCUGCCUGGCUGGAAUCCUCCCCCCCCAUGCUUUUUGCAGUGGGAUGAAAAUGGUGUGCAGGCUUUCAGGUUCAGCAGAGCUCUUCUUCUGCUUGAGUGAUAGCUAAUGGUAAACCAAAGCAAACUCCCCAUGAAAGUUGUAGAAUGGAGAUUGUAGAAAAGAGGGUUGGAGGGGAGAUAUUCCCUCUGGGCACAAUGGAAUUCCCCAUCUGUCACUUGUAACGGCCUUAAUUUGGAAAGAAGGAGGUGCUUUCCUUUUUAAGUUGGCCAGCGUACCCAUAAGUGUGUUUACUUGGAUAUUACGUGUGACAGAGAUCUGUGGGUUUUACCUUCUAGUAAGUAUGUUUAGGUGUUCACCCCAAAUUAGAUUAGACCAGGGCUGGGGACCUAUGUGUUUCCAGACAUUGGACUACAACUCCCAUCAUCCUUGGACCGUUGGCUGUGCUUUCUGGAGCUGAUUGAUGGGAGUUGGAGUCCAACAGCAUUUUCUUGGGCUAGACUAUUUGAGGCAAAAAGUUGUCAUGCGGCUGCAAUGAUCAAAGCCUUGCUUGGCUUUUAAAACAUCAAAGCAGGCAGUUCAUUUGAAUCUAGCACUGAAUGGAACCAAGAAUGAGUUUCUAGUCCUCAUAGAGGUACAGAUAAGUCUGGAAAUGGUGAGCAGUGCCUUGUGGGAAAUGACACGCUUGUAGGAUGCUGAGUAUGCCAAGGGGUGCAUACUUUUGUGAAUGGGGUUCAAGAAAGGGGAUUUCUGCUAAACAUUAGAAAGAACUUCCUGACAGCAGGAGCUGUUUAAUAGCAGUGGCAGACAGCUUUGGGAAAUGAUGGACUCUCCCUUGUUAGAAAUUUUUUAAGCAGAGCAUGAAUGGCUACCUAUCAGAGAUGGGGAACCUGUGGCUCAGUCGGUAGAGCAUGAGACUCUUAAUCUCAGGGUUGUGGGUUCAAGGCCCACACUGGGCAAAAGAUUCCUGCAUUGCAGGGGGUUGGACUAGAUGACCCUUGAGGGCUGGGGCUUGGAGGGCAACACUUGGAGGGCAACAGGCUCUCUAUCCCUCCUAACAGCGCACAUCUUGUGUCUGAAAGAUGCUGGAUGAUGUCUUCUGCAUGGUCCAUUCCAGCUCUAUGGGUCUAAUGCCUGGCUCCUUCACAGAAUCAGCAGAAGGGGAACAAAAAGUUUAAAUGAAAAAUGCAUGCCAUGUUUGGUUGCCUUGUCUGCUCUUUCCAUCCAGGACAGAAGCAUUGGGGAUAUCCUAUGGAAUUUCCUUCUUCCUCUUCUUCCUCCUCCUCCUCACCUGUUUUGCAGGCCACUUGGCAGUAAGUCGUGCUGAUUUUACUUCUCAACCAUUGUUAUGUACUGAAGUUCUCACCCUGGGCCAGCAGGGGGAUACUGUAGAUAGUUCAGGUCCACAUAAGGGGAUCGAAAGUGACGUUCAGUGAUUGGAUAGUUACAGAAAGUUACAGUUACGUUGUACUGGAGCUCUAUAUAAGCAGGCUGGCUGAACCCUUCAGUUCAGUUCAGUUCUGGCCUGUGAAUAAACAAGAGGUGUUUGGAGAAUCGCUGUGUUGUCUGAUAUGUUCACCACCAACCUAACACCCAUCAUGCAACUUUCCCAGCCUCCCUAAGGAAUGUGGGAUGCAGCCUUGCACCCAGUCAACCCAUUGGCCCAUCUAGCUCAGUAUCGCUGACACUGGCUGUCAGCAGUUUCAGCUGGGGUGUUUUUCUCUGGAUGGAGGGGAGGGAUAGAUGGAUGCCGGGGAACAAAUCACAGGACCUGAGCUAUGGCCCUUUGCCACUUCUCUCUUUUUUUCCCCGGGCUGUCAGAGCACGGAUAUGAUGAAACAUUGUGGUUGGAGGAUUCCUGGGGCCCUGCUGCUGCUACAAGGAGCUUGGUAGCCCUGCUUGCAGGAGUUAUUUAUAGGGUUGAAGUUUGAAGCUGUGUUGUCCAUGCUAAGAGAGGACACCAUUGAGAGGAAGCAAAAUGGCUUAACCUCAGCUGUUUUCUGCCAGCAGGGUUCUUCGAUCAAAAUUAGCCACUUGUGAAACCAGCAGAGCGGAAGAGAUUUUAAGGUGCAAAAGCGGGGGGUGAGGGACUCCUCUGUUUGCUGCCCACACUGUGCUUUGUGUCACCUGACUGCAGAGUUGGGGAACCUCUUUUUUUUAAAGCCCACCUCCCUAUCCUCUAUCCAGCAGGAGGCGCUACCAGAAUGCAAGGACACAGCCAGGCAAAGCAAUGCAUCUGGUUGGCCACUGCGAGAACAGGAUGCUGCGCUACGUGGGCCCUUGACCCGAUCCAGCAGGCUUUUAUUAUGCCCUUAAUAGAGCUUAUGAAAUCGGCACAACCCAAUUUUGCUUAGGUGGCUCCUAAGAUGCAAUAGAAACUCAUAGCUAUCUGCUUAAGAAUCUAACGUUAGGAGCAAUGAGGGUGGUGAAAUAAGAAAACUGGACCACAGAUGUUCUUGACUCUUUCUUACUCCUUCUUUUGCACCAGAAGUGCUUCCUGAAAGGUCCAAAAUCCUUAUCCUGGGUCCCGUCCAUCUCAGACAGCAUCUGCACCCAGCCGUGGCUGCGAGUCUCUUUGGGCAUCACCACCAUCCUGGUGGUCCUCACCAUGGCUGUGCUGAAUUUGGUAGGAGACAUUUUUGACUCAGUGCUACUCGUGUGUCACCAUCCUGUGCCUCGCCUUAUCCCUUCUAAAGCUCUCCUUCUCUCUCCUUUCCUGGGCGGAUUAUUAGUUCUUCAUGCCAGAGACGUCCUGCUUUUCGAAAGCUCAGAAUUUGAACGCCACACAAGAGUUUGCUCGCUUUAACUCUCUCUUCAGUGUGCCAGUAAGUAUGUAACCCAGGCAUAGGCAAACUGGACCCUCCAAAUGUUCUGAGACUACAAUUCCCAUCAUCCCUGACCACUGGUCCUGUUAGCUAGGGAUGAUGGGAGUUGUAGUCCCAAAACAUCUGGAGGGCCAAGUUUGCCUAAGCCUGAUGUAACCCUUCGGUUGCAAUUGUUUUCCCCAAGCUGUUGCUGAUGAGGUCUAGCCCUCUAUUUUAACCACUUUGUUUUCUACUGCCCUGCUCUCUUCCCCCUCCAGUAUUACAUCUACUGCUGCAUCUUGGGGUUCCUCUCAUGUUCCCUCUUCCUGCACAUGAACUUUGAGCUCAAGCUCACCAUGCUGACCCUCUGCCUCGUCGUCUACAAUGUGCUGUUCCUCCAUACCCACUCGUGGCUCUCCGACUGCUACGUCUCCCGCCUCUACCCCAACCAGACAGCUCUCAGGUAACUAGUCCUCAUGGAACCGGCGGCAACGUCCUGGCAUAAAGGCAGAAACCAAGUGAAGGCUACCCAAGCCAUUUGCAAUGUUAGCGAGGAUCUUUUUUGAGUGAGUGUCAUGGGUGCUGCUCCCUCUGGACUCCAUCUCCCCACCCUCCCCCCAGUAAGAAAUAGAGAAGAAGGGUGCACAGUGCUUUUUUCUGGGGGGGGGGACACAGGGGUACGCAUACCCCUAAACAUUUUGUGAAUCUAAGUUUGGCCUAAUUGAGGGGCAGUGUUUCAAUAUGAGUAGGAAAAUGAGAGUACCCCUAAACAUCUCUCUUUUUUUGAAAAAAGGACUGAGUGUGCAUAUACACUCCAUCUCUCCAAUUGAUCUGGGUUGGUUGCAGCAUGAUCAGUCUGGUUCUUGAUGAAGACAUGAGAGCUGAAAGAGGAAGUGGGGAAUAGAGCCACUCUACCAACUUCCUCCUUCAGCUCUAUGUGCUUUUCAAGGGAGGAAAAAGUCGCCAUCUCAAGGGGCUGUAUGUGGUUGCGUUUAAAAACUUUGCAGGCACCAGGGGAAAGACUUAAAGGCACUAUUGCAUCUGUGGAACCGUCUUGGCAAUGCCUGGUGUAAUUUGUCCAGAAGCAGCCACUCCUGACCCACCCUAAAUAAGAUGACUCGCCCUUGUUCCUGUGAAUCAUGCCUGAGGAGAGUGCUUCUUAAUGUAGCUUCCCAUGGACAUAUUUGGUUCAGAUGUGAGACCUUGAGGAUUAUGGGAGAGGGAUGACCCAAGAGUGAUGUUCACUUCUUCCCCUUCUUCUUCUUCUUUUUAAUCCCCCCCACCUUUAGACCUGGGGUGCUGAAGGAGCCUAAGGUGAUGGGAGCAUUCUCGUUCUUCGUCUUCUUCUUCACCCUCUUGGCUCUGGCCAGGCAGGUAAAUUGGUUUCCUAUCAGCCCUGAAGAAAGCGAGCGUCCAUUUCAAGAAGAGCUCAUUUCUCUGUCCUUCGUAUGUUCUCCACCAUCAUCUAUCUAUACAGCUUACUAUUAACUUUUUUAAAAAAGGAGAUGUGGAGAUCACACACUAUACUGCCAGGCUUCCAAUUGAACAAGACAACAGCAGGAAAGGAAAAUGGAUUGGGAGGGUUGAGGAAGUAAGCAAGCUCACGUUCAAGUUCUUAGCCCAAGCUUUCAAAGACUGGGUGGAAAAGUUCAAGGAGGUUUCCCAGUUGUACUGUUGAGGUGGUCCUUCAUCCCAUCUACCUCCCUUCUCUGCUGCAACCAUAAUGUAAUAACUUAUGCUAGGUAAGAGGGUGGGUUCUGGCUUUCUGGCCCAAAUUGCCUGCAUGUCUUCCAUGGAACAACUUGUGCAUUGCAGAGGAUUGUUUGUGCAUUGUCCUAUAUGGGCUGUGAGGGAUAAGCAAUUUUGCAGAUGAGGGAUGGCGUUACUUAGGUAUUGCAUCCUUCACAACCAUCUGCUGUGGGUUGGGUGCCUGUUUGCUUUGCUGUGCCAUGCAAGAAACCACUGUUUCCUGUGUCGCCUUCUAGGUCAUCUCUCUCUUUCUCUUCUCUCUCUCUCUCUCUCCCCCCCCCCCAUCUCAGCCCCAGCAACUUCCCCUUCUGAUUGUGGUUUGAUUGUUUGCGGUCCAUGCCUAUGCUAGUCAAGCAGGGUUUGACAGCAUUUUUCAUGUGGUAGAAGUGGGAAAGAACAGUGAAGGAGGCCACAUCAGCACUAUGCACUUAAAUCACUAAUAUGCUACUUUAAACACUCAUGGCUCCCCCCAAAGAAUCCUGGGAAUUGUAGAUUUCUAGGGGUGCUGAAAGUUGUUAAGAGACCCCUAAUCUCACAGAGCUAAAUUUCCCAGAGUUCUCAGAGUUCCUAGAGAUAGAUUGUUAGACCACUCUGGAAAUUGUAGCUCUGUGAUUAAUUGUAGCUCUCAGCACCCUUAACAAGCUACAGUUCCCAUGAUUCAUGCAGGGUGUAACAGCAUUUCCGUGUGCUGCUCUGGUUCGCCAGAAGCGGCUUAGUCAUGCUGGCCACAUGACCCGGAAGCUGUACGCCGGCUCCCUCGGCCAAUAAAGCGAGAUGAGCGCCGCAACCCCAGAGUCGGUCCUGACUGGACCUAUUGGUCAGGAGUCCCUUUACCUUUACCUUUAACAGCAUUUUAAAUGGAAGGUCCGGGUAGAGACUCUUAUCUUUCUGCCCAAGGUGUGGUUUUCUCACUUUGCAUAUUUGAUUUGGGAAAGAAGUGCAGCUCAAUGGAAUUACUUUUCUUCAUGUGAUUUAUUUAUUUUUUAGUUGGGGAAGGGUUUUUGCAGCAAGCCAAGAUUCAAUCUCUGAUAUCUUCAUAUGGGACUGGGAAAGGUUUCCAGCCUAGAAUUAUGGUUAGCGGUUGCCAGUCAGGAUUUACAGAACUGAAGUAGAUGGACUGACUAGGAAUAGACAGAGGUUUAGUGGUUUGGUGUCUCAAUAGAGUAUCUCCUAGGAGAACCUUUCAGCCACUGAGAAUAAGUCUUUUCUCCCUUUGUGAUUAUUGGAGCCAAUCAGAGCAAAAGGAGGAGAGGCAGCCACUCAGGAUUGGCUCCUAGGGUCACUCUGGAGGAGGCAUGUAGGAAGCGACUUGUUCUGUAUGCUCCAAAAUUGAGCUUUUGGGAGCUAUGAAAAGACACGGUGCUUCCCUUUCAAGAGAAUGGUGUGCAAGUUCUGGAACUUCAGGGAAAACACAACUUAAAUCACUCCAAAAGAAGAUAAUUGAAUAUGAUAGCCAUCUUCAAAUAUCGAAAGGGCUGUCACCUGGAAGUUGCAGCAAACCUGUUUUCUCAUGCUCCAGAGGAAAGCAUCCGCACCAGUGAAUCCAGAUUACAAAAAGGAGAUCCCGACUAAACAUUAGGAAGAACUUCCUGACAGCCAGAGCUGUUCAAAAGUAGAAUGGGCUACCUUGAAAGGUGGUGGAAUGUGGAUGACCAUCUCUCAAGGUUUCUUUAGUUGUGCUUCCCUUCCAAUUCUAUGAUUCUCUUCUCUUUUGUUGCAUGUGGAGUGUUCCACAUAAUUUCCCCGUGUAUGUGCACAUAUCUAGCUGAAAGGCAACAUGUGAGGAUCUGCGUUGAUUGUUGCAAUGCAUCACAAAUUAUUAUUAUCGUCUCAUUAUGAGAGUAUUGUAUACACCUAGAAGGGUGUGUGUGCCAGUGGGCAUGUCUGUGACUAACUUGAAGGGACACUUCACUUAUGAGUUUGCUGCUACACUCAGGGCCAGCCCACCCAGCGGGCAAGGUGAGCCAACCGCCUCAGGUGGCAGGAUCCACUGGGGCAGCAGAUCUGGCCUCCAAGGAAUGAACUGCUUGCUGCUGCUGCCAUGGUAGAGAUGCCAGAUCUGCUACCUCCUUGGCAGCCCCCAGUGCCAUCUCUACAGCGGCCUCUUGGUGAAUAGAAGACACUGCUGGUCCCCACCUGCCCUUGUUCACGAUGUAUAUCUUCAAUCACCCCUUCUUCCCUGGUGGCAGUGGAGAGGGCGGUGUGUGCCAUUUUGUGGUUCUCCACAGGUGUCAAAAUGUAUAGGGCCAGCCCUGACUACACCACUGGGUACAAGGCAGCUUCCUAUGUUUCUCUGUAGCACUGGGCGAAGUUUCAGGUUUACUCCAUAUUUAAAAGCGAAUCAAGCUGGCACGACUUUUUGCUGAGUGCUGGGAAGCGCAUUGCAUACCUGAAAGAGCAUCUCCACCCCCAUAAUUCAGCCCAGACACUGAGGUCCAGCUCCGAGGGCCUUCUGGCAGUUCUCUCCCUGCAAGAAGCGAAGUUACAGGGAACCAGGCAUAAACACCUGACUUUUAGAAGACAUCUGAAGGCAGCCCUGUUUAGGGAAGUUUUUAAUGUUUGAUGUUUUAAAGGUAAAGGUAAAGGGACCUCUGACAAUUAAGUCCAGUCGCGAAUGACUCUGGGGUUGCGUGCUCAUCUCGCUUUAAAGGCCAAGGGAGUCUGCGUUUGUCCGCUUCCGCAGACAGUUUUUCUGGGUCAUGUGGCCAGCAUGACUAAGCUGCUUCUGGCGGAACCAGAGCAGCACAUGGAAACACCGUUUACCUUCCUGCCAGAGCGGUACCUAUUUAUCUACUUGCACUGUGUGCUUUCGAACUGCUAGGUUGGCAGAAGCUGGGACUGAACAACGGGAGCUCACCCUGUCGUGGGGAUUCGAACCGCCAACCUUUUGAUCAGCAAGCCCAAGAGGCUUAGUGGUUUAACCCACAGCGCCACUCGCAUCCCUAUGUUUUACUGUGUUUUUAAUACUCUGUUGGGAACAGCCCAGACUAGCUGGUGAAACCAAGCUGGACGGGUGGAGUAUUAAUAAUAAAUUAUUAUUAAUAUCAAAGGGGUAUCCUUCAGCUUUCCCCUCCCUUCUUAAUCUCCCUUUGUCUUUCUCUCCCCAUCCCUGUCUCUCAGAACGAAUAUUACUGCCGUCUAGAUUUCCUCUGGAAGAAGAAGUUCAAGGAAGAACGUGAGGAGAUUGAAACCAUGGAGAACCUCAACCGUGUCUUGCUGGAGAAUGUGCUUCCCGCUGACGUAGCUCAGCAGUUCAUUCGCCAGAACCGGCGCAAUGAGGUGAGUCUUGAAGCUUGAUGGCCAAAGACCCAAGGGGAGACGACUUGUGAAAGGAGGUCUUACUAAAGAGCCCACUCUGGGAGAAGAAAUAAAGGGGUGUCUAAGCCAAAGACCAGAAAUGCUUUGGUACUGAACCAGUCCAAUCCAAAGGGACUUCUGAGAAAAUCAGUGGAAGUAAUAACCCUCUUUGCUGUACGAGUGACUAGGUUGCAGUGCUUAUCACUGCAUUUCAAGAGGAGGUCCACGAAAAUUUAAUAUUUAGGUCAACUGCAAACUUACAUAGAAACUCUGCAUAACCUCAAAAAAAUCACUCUGCAGUCCAAAACUUCAGACUAGGUCCUGAACAAAUCAAAAAUGAAAUGUAAAUAUUAUUUUCCUGAAGAUAAUAAAUGAGGUGAGGACCCAACUGCAGUUUGUUUGUUUGUUUAUUUAGUUGGCAAGAUUUAAGUGUCACUGUAUCAAAAAAAACUAUGUGGUUUGCAUGAAAUAGUUUAGAACAGUCAUUUAAAAAUAGCUUUUGGUUGUCACUAGAAUGACAGUAACACAGAUGGUCUUUUCCAUUGAGAAUUGAACUGGCAAAAUUGUAUCUGGCAUUGAUGGAGAAGCUGACUCAUAAUGCAAGCAGGCACGUAUGGAAAUGUGUGGUUUCCAUUUCUGACUUAAAAAAAGAUUCUACCUCUGAAGCUUUAAAACCCUCUGCUUCAUAUGCUGGUUUUUUGAAGAGACUCUGUGAACUGACAUGACUUGUUCCUCUUUUUCUUUUCAUGAAUUCUGUAUACAGAUAUGAUAUAUAAUCUCUGUACUUGUAUGAUUUUCUUUCUUUCUUUCUUUCUUUCUUUCUUUCUUUCUUUCUUUCUUUCUUUCUUUCCAAUUUCAUUGAAAAACUAUAGAGACAGAUCUAUAGAUACAGAUAUAAUAAAUUAUAUAGUGAAAUACAGAAUCUCACAAUAAAUCUGAUUUCAGAAUUCCAUUAAGCCAAAGCAUUUUGUCAGAUGGCCUUCAAUGUAUUCAAUGCAAUAUUUAUUUUAUGCGGUAAGGAUUCACGUAUUCUGUAUGUUGCCCCCUGUUCCCUCCCACUACCCACCCUAGAGGAAAGAGCUGGUUAUUUAUAAGGUUGCUUGAGACCACUACCAUGCCCAAAUGCUGGAGCAGUGGCUAGAGUGUAGGACUCGGGAGACGAAGGCCGAAGCCUCCACUCUAGGGCCAGUCACUUAGUCUGACCUACCUCACAGGGCUGUUGAGAGGAUAAAAUGGAGAGAGAGGGGAGAAUUAUGUUUUGUGCACCACCAUGAGCUCCUUGAAGGAAAAGUGGCAUAGAAAAGGAAUGUAUAAAUGAAGAGAUUGGGUGGGUGGGGAAUUUGCCUCCAUGUCAUUAAUUUUUAAGGGUUGUCCUGCCUGCUGAGGUCUGAUAAUGCCCUUCACCCCACCUUUCUCCCCUAGCAGGAUCUUUACCACCAGUCUUAUGACUGCGUCUGUGUCCUCUUCGCCUCCAUCCCAGACUUCAAAGAAUUUUACUCUGAAUCGAAUGUAAACCAUGAAGGACUCGAAUGCCUUCGGCUACUCAACGAGAUCAUUGCCGACUUUGAUGAGGUAUCAGGAGUUCUAGUCUUUAUUUAAAUGUUGUUGUUAUUGUUGCUUGAACAGCUUUUCUUUUCUAAAUUUUUUUGUUUGAUUUUACAAGUGUAGAGUUAUAACAAUAUAAAACAGGUUUCCUAUAUAGAGAUUACUCUGAAUCUCUGGGCUUCCCACCUUCCCCUCCAUGGGUCCUAUUGUCAACUUUUUCAACUGCAUAUUCUCCAGUAAUCCAUAUUUUAUGCCUCUUUAUUUUGUCCAUAAUAUUUGCUACAUUACAAGUGUUAUUGCAAUCCUGCUAAUGUUUUCAUCUGCUAACAGUGGUCUCCCAGGUAAAUUAUAUUCUGCUUGCCCCUUCCACUUCCUAGCUAUCAUAAUUCAUGCAGCUGUCAAUAAAUUUGUGAGCAAGUCCUUCAUAGCCUGCUAACCCUCCACCCCAUGUAAAUUGAUAAUAAUGUUACCUCUGGACUUUUGGUCAGCUUUAACCCAGUGAUUUCUGUUAUCUCCUUAAACACCCUUUGCCAAUUUUUUUUUAUAUAUUUACAGCCCCACCACAUGUGAACAUAAUUCCCUGUUUCCUGGCAUCUCCUCCAACAUAACACUGAAUAUCCCUUGUUUAUUUGAUUUAAUCUGACUGGUGUUAAAUACCAUAUCCAAACUAAUUUAUAAUGAUUUUCUUUUAUUCUUAUAGACAACAUUUUCAACGUAUGUUUCUCCCAUAUGAGAAAAACACAUUUUAAGACAGUGGGAUGUGGGAAUAUGCUCUAAGUGACCUAAGCAUCACAACAUUGCCAUUCUCUUCUCCCUCCUUUACAUCCUAUGGUGUGGAUGUGAUCACAGACAAAAUUCUGGACUAGAUGGAACAGUCUUCCCCAACCUGAUGUCCUCCAGAUACUGUCAAACUGCAGCUCCCAUCAGCUCCAACCAUCAGGGCUUAUAUGCUGCCUAUACGCCAAAAUGAUAUCUGAUUGUAGAAGUUGAUGGGAGCUGACAUCCAAAAUGCCCAGGGGAAAAGCUUGCUAGGGGAGAUUGAGAAAGACUUUUGAUGUGAUCCAACAAGAUGUUGAGAUGCCUCCCACCUGCCUGGAAGUGGGUGCCUAUGUUUCCACAGUAAAAACAAGAGUUUCAUGGCCAACCACAAAAGUUACAGACUUUCUGUUGACAAAAAGGAUGUGCCACUCGAUAAGCAACUUUUGGGAAUAGGAUAAAAAUAUGUGUUGAAGUGCCAAAUAAUUUUAGUCCUGUUGUGGGAUAAUUCUUAUAUUGGUUGCCUUUGUCAUACAACCUGCAUAUAUUUAAAAAUAACACUUCUUCUUUUUUUCUUUUAAAGAGGAAAUCUAAAAGUUCCCCUUUCUCUCCCAUAUAUUAUGUUUUUAUCAGCAUUGCUGGAAAGAUGAUGAGAAUGGUUAGGAGACCCCUCCCAGAGUUAUAAUUCCAAGUGCCCAUCACAAACUACCCUAACCCUGAAUUCUUUGGAAGAAAUCCAUGACUACUAAAGUGGUAUAAAAGUGUUUCAAAUAAUGCAACCUGCUUUACUGCUUUUUGCCACUUCUGCUACAUUAAAAAAACGCCGUCAGCCGCAGAGGAUGAACAUUUGUAGGAACUGCAAACAUCCUAUCAAUUCCCUUUUCCCUAUGGCCAUUGCUCUGAUCUAAAUCCCCCCACACCCUGCCCCUCCGCCAAGUGAAGUGUUUUGCAGUAAACAAGUAGUCUGGGUCACCAGGAGUGGAACAGAUGAGGAGAGGAGAGAGCUGAACCACCUCUCAUUCACACUUUCCCACCUGAAUCCCUUUGAAUCACCUAAGUGACUUACUGUAAGCAGCAUAAAGUUGUCCCUUUCCUCAGGGUCACUCCCAACACUACAAUUCUAUGAUUCUUUCACAGGAUUGAAGGUGUGGAUGCUACAUUCUGGACUAGAUAGAGAAGAUUUUUCCAACUUGGUGUCCUCCAGAUAUUGUUUUCUGCAUUAGCACACAUUAGCCCCAGCCAUCAUAGCCAAGGGUCAGGGCUUAUAUCCUGCUUUUACGCCCAAAUGCCUUCUGAUGACAGGAGUUGAUAGGAGUUGCCAUCCAAAAUGUCUGAGGGGAAACCGUGUUGGCAAAGGCUGUUGCGAUCCAACAGGAAUGUUCUCGUUGAUAACCAUUGAAACAAGCCUUCUUCCUGUCUCUCUUUCAACAGCUCCUCCUGAAGCCCAAAUUCAGUGGGGUGGAGAAGAUUAAGACCAUCGGCAGCACUUACAUGGCAGCCACUGGCUUAAAUGUGGUGGCUGGACAGGAUAACCAACAGGUGAGGCCCUCCUUUCUUUGGCAUGACUCUUUUGUUCACAAAUCUGCCUGUGGCACCCUGAUCCCAUACUCCUCAACCCAGUCAGAUUGGAGGUGGGGUGGGGUACAAAUAUAACAACAACAACCUGUCCUGGUAACUGGGACAUCCCAUUUUUUCAUACAACAGCAUGGCGGCCAUUUUGGGGCACUGUGCUCUCAUGCAAGAGCAUGGUCCCAAAGAAAGCACAUCUUGGGGGCCACAAUCUUGCAGGGGUCAUGUGACUCACAUAGGAGCGCACCCCUCCAGAAGAUGUGCAUCCCGGUUUUUCACACUUCCAGGUUGGAGGGUAUGUGAUUCCAUGGGGUGGCUUUGCAAGACCACUUACACUCGUGUUAACUAUGUGCACCACGGGUCACCAGUGUAGCUCUCAUGAACCCAGUAGUGCCAUUGAGGUUGCCCUCCAAUGCACAUGAACCCUCCCCUGCUCUUUAGUUAUGAAGUUGUGAGGGUAGUUACCUCUUUGUCCCUUGAUAGGUACAUCGUAGUGCUGAAGGAGGAACUUGGAAGGCUGACAUUCUUUCCCAUUGCCUCUCUGAGCUCCAUGUGCUUUUCAAGACAUAUUACAGUGGUACCUCGGGUUACAUAUGCUUCAGGUUACAGAUGCUUCAGGUUACAGACUCCGCUAACCCAGAAAUAGUACCUCGGGUUAAAAACUUUGCUUCAGGAUGAGAACAGAAAUCGUGCUCCGGCGGGACAGCGGUGGUGGAAGGCCCCAUUAGCUAAAGUGGUGCUUCAGGUUAAGAACAGUUUCAGGUUAAGAACGGACCUUUGGAACGAAUUAGGUACUUAACCCGAGUUACCACUGUAAUUCUGUUGGAUAUGGAAUCUGUUGGAUAGAAUCAAAGAAUCGUAGAAUUUGUGGGAAUUUAGCAGAGUUAAACAAUCCCCUUUAUAAGUUUAUGCAGCGAUCAGCUUGCUGCUGACUCCUCUUAGUUCUACGAAUAAAGAUGCCUUCCUGGUUAAAAAUCCCUUUGAAUCCCUCUUGAAGAAUACACACACGAAUCUGAUUCAUGUUAAUAUAAAACUAUUUUACUCUCAGAGUCAUUCAGGUUUACAGAACUGUACCUGAAGGCAGGCUUAGGUUACAUAACAAGCAAAUAAAACUAUACCAGAGGGAAGUUGGUCCUGAGGUGACUGCAACGGAGCAGUUAUCUUUCAAAACUACCAUCAACUGACAAACUGGUUGUCACAGCAACCAGUUAGAACAUGGAGGCCGUUAGUUCUCUGUCGGAAUGUUGCACUUGACUGCACCUUUACAUCCCACCUACCCCUUCUCAAGCAGUACAACAUUAACAAAAGUAAACAACUUUAAUCAACCACGAGUCCCAGCUUUACACGUAGAUUCUGGAAACUUUCUUUUGGCAGGGGCUUUGUCAAGCUGUCAGCAGUCAUCUCUUUGGUGCUGCCAUAAGAUAGUUCCAUAAGUCCACUCUGAAUCAUUUCACGAAUGUAGUGGUACUUCAGCCCAAUAUGCUUAGUUCUUGGUGGAACCUCUCCCUCAGAGAUAGCUUCAUGCAACUUUGAUUAUCCUCUAGCAGCUUAACAGGGACUUUGCUCACCAACCCAAAAUCCAUAAUGAGUUGAUCCAGCCAGGCAACCUCUCUGCAUGCUUCUGUAGCUGCAACAUACUCUGCUAAAGUAAACCUUCCCACAGAACUGUAGUGCUGGAAGGAAUUUUGAGUUUCAGCAAGUCCAACCCCCUGCAAUGAAGGAAUCUCAGCUUGAUCAUACAUGGCAGAUGGCCACCUAAUAUCUUUUUAGAUUCCGUAGAAAAGCAAAGUGACCAGAGUUUGUAACACCAGUGGUACUUGUUUAAAAAUCUAAAAGUGCUCAUAGGCCUCAGAAGACAGGUCUCCUGACAAGAUGAACAUCUUCAUUUUAUUGUUUGGGGGCUAGAGAACCCCAAGUUUUCUAACCCUUCCACAGCUUUCCUCCUGUGGUCCUUGGUCCCCUGAUUGAUUUUAUAUACUUGAGUUCACUGCAACCAAAUUCCAAGGUUGUGUUGUCUCCCUCCUGCUGGGAAGUGAGUGUCUUUGUUCCCACAGCUUAAUGAAAAUAAUGAAAAUGCAGUUUCAUGUCAAACCACAAAACCGGCUUUCCGUUUGACACAAAUGAUGUGUAGCUUGGUAAAUAACUUCCGCAGAUAUGAUCAAAAUAUGCUUUGCUGUGCCAAAACCAAUAGGCGUUUUUGUGAGAUGAUGAUUAUUUGUUGCCUUUGUAUGUAUUUGAAAUAUUAUAUAAAUUUAAAAUAUUUUUUACCCCCCCUCCCAUGCAUCACAACCCAUAUCAAUCAAUCAAUCAAUCAAUCAAUCAAUCAAUCAAUCAAUCAAAGAGAGUUUUAACCAAAUGCUAUAACAAUUUCCUUACCAUCUGACAAACUGCAAAUCCCAACAUGCAGCAUACAACAAUUACACAACACAAGAUGUCAAGGGUUUAACACCAGGGAGUCGGAGUUCAAAAGUAUCGACUGCUAACUCAUCCCCAGCUAAACUUCCGUUAGACCUCAGAAUCUCCAGCACAACUUGUUGCAAUAUUGUCUAUCUCUCCCUUUGUUAUCUUUCUUGUGACCAGAGCAUAAAGCCCCAUUUUAUACGUCACAAAACAGUUAGCGUAACCCAGAAGAAAGUGAGCCGUUUCUGCCGUAGUAAACCUGCUUCCAGGAAUUAGCGAAGGUUUCAGGAAUCAGUCCCUAUGCAAAGGGCAGAUUAACGAGGAAUGUGUAAUGUCUUCCACCUUCUGUUGACCACAUAUACAGAUUCUGUCAUCAUAUGAAACCCUAUUUUAGCGGCCAUCCAAGACUUUUGUGGGUAUCAUCUGAAAUGCUCUAUUUUCAGAAAUGGGCACCAUGGUGAGAAUAUGGAUACAUCGCUGGAUCACAGUGCCAUAUCAGCAUUGACACUACAUACACAAACACACACACACCCAUUUUUUUUUUGCUGUUUUGUAACAAUGCAUGUUUGCUGAAUUGGUUCCUGUUCUGGAGAUAAUCACAAAGAAUAUGAGGGUAGUUUGUUUUUUUGUUUUUCUCCUGUUGUUUACACUUCGUUUUUUCUUUGGGCCACGCUAUACAAACCUGUCGAUUCAACUCUGCACAAACUGCCAUUGAUAGGGUUCCCAUAAGUCCCUGAGCCAGUCCUUACCCAUGUAUGAAAUAUCUCAUGCUCUCCAACCCAGUGCUGGCGAUGUCUGAGGAGUGCCUCACUCGGCAUCAAUUUGUCCUGUGAACGGCACGAAUUGGAGUGGCCCUUGCCGCCUCACUCCUGAUGCAGCCAAUUGGGAUAGCUGCCACUGGAGACAAUUCUGGAAGGGGAGGAAGCCAACAGCUGUUAGUUCCAGCCAGUCCAACAGCUUUGUUGUCUCAAGGCUGAGGACUUGUUUCUCCGAGUCAGAGGAAGUCAGGUGGAAUGUCAGUCAACUUUUCUUGUUGUCUGAAUUUGUAUGGUCUAUAUCAGUGAGGCUCCUCUCCUCUUAGUAAUUAUGGGUUGCAUCUUUAAUUUUGCCUUCACCUAUUGACACAUGCCUUUCUUUUCUCUUCCGGGUGGUCCUUGCAGGACACAGAGCGGAGCUACACCCACCUGGGGACGAUGGUGGAAUUUGCCAUGGCUCUGGCAGCCAAGCUAGACAUGAUCAACAAACACUCUUUCAACAGUUUCAAGCUUCGUGUGGGUGAGUGAGACAAGCGGGAGCUGAGAAGACUCCUCUUCAAAUACCACCUCAGUCAGAGGCGCCAACUUGUGAGGGAGGUUGGAGCAAGGGCAACAUCACGUGUGUAGCAUUGCAUGUGAUGUCACAUGCAUGACAUCAUGACGUCGUGUCAGGACAUCUGAGGAGCCAGGGGGCAGAGCCGAGCAUGGUAGCAGUAUGCCUUCAAUGGCCGGAAGUGGCUCCUCUUUCGCCUCCUUCUGCCACCUCCACCGGCCGUGGGCUGCUUUCCCCUCCUUCCCCUCUGCGGCAGGAGGAGAAGGAGUUGGCCACUGAUGCCCUGCCACACACAGCUGUGCACCUGGCCCUGAUUUUUUUUAACGUGGGGGGCCUGACCCCCCCAAAAAAAAUUUAUUGCCCCCCCCGAAAGGGUUGGACCCCAGGAAUUUGCACCCCUGACCCCAGCCACGAAUUCAGCAUGUGACAGAGACAAAUUAUUACGUUUGAUAAAGACAAACACAGUAUUAUAUAUAUAUGCAUUUAUAUAGCAUUUAAAUGCACUUAUUCUUCUCUUUGAUGAGUUGUUGUUGAUUUAUUUAUCAUUCACUCUCCGGUCCCAGAACAAUCUGCAACAAUUUACAACCAUACAAUUAGGUGUCUCCUAAAAACAUACACCUGCAAGCGUGGAAAGCCAGGGUAAAGAGGCAUGUCUUCAGCAUUCUCUGAAAGCUGUAUAAUGAAGGCUCCAGAUGCACCACUGUGGGGAGGGAGUUCCACAUCUAUGGGGCUGCCACAGAGAAUGUCCUCUCCUGGGCUGCCUUGAGGAUGGAGGAACUACCAAUGGGGUUUCCUCUGCCAAACUCAACACCUGAGAGGGUCUUCAGGGAAGGAGGCGGUCUUCCAGAUAUUUGGGCCCCCCAUCAUUUAAGGGAUUUAAACAUCAACUCUAGUACUGGGGUGAGGAACAUCUGGCUCCAAGGCCCACUUGUCCUACCAGGCCAUUUUGACCAAGCCACACCCACUUUCCUCACACCUCUGAGGUAUGUAGCAGGUAAAGUUGUGGCUGGACCAAGAAGGGUGAAUGCAGCAAAAUGAUUCAAAGUCCAGAUUAUCAGUUGACUUUUGAGGAUUCAAAGCGCCAACAAUUGUCAGUGGUUAUAGAGAACCCUGCACAGGCAAAGCCCCAACCAUCUGAUGGGAUCAGCUGUGCUAGAGGAUUCCCCAUCGGAAACCACCUUGUGCAACUGAGGGGGCUGCAGGAAACAUUCAAAGAGCUUCCUCCAGUGCUUUGAAUGCAAGCUGCUUUCUGAGAAAAGGGGAGGAGUACUAAAAUCUUUUCCCCCCCUUUCCACAGAAAGCAGUGUCCAUUCAAAGCACUUCCCCCAGGGCUUAGAAUGCAAGCUGUUCUUUUCUGCAGAAGGAAAAACGUUCUGCGUUUCGGAGCAUUUCCCUCUCUGCUGACACUUCAAACCGAUUCCUGGAACUGCUGGUCAGCUGAUCAGCAACGACAAGGAGCCUCUGUGAAGAUAUGCUCCCAGCAACAAUCAGCUCACUGGCGCAGAAAGCACAUUUCUGGCAGCAGUUGCUGCGACCACCAGUUGGCUGAUUGGCAGCUUACAGCAACCUCCUUUCAACCGUGUCAGUCACCUGACAUCAUUAUGGUAUCAGGUGACUGAAAGGUGGGCGUUUUGCUGGCCAGGUCCAGGUCCAGCUUCCUGAUCCCCGUUCUAUAAGAAACUGGCUGUGUGCACAGCACUUACUGGCUGGUGCCUAUGCUGUCACCAAGAAACCUCCCCAACCCAGCGCUGCAAAGUAAUGAAUAAACCGCUAAACCAGGGGUGGGUUUGGGGAAACUGCAGCCCUUCAGAAAAUGGAAGGGAGGCAUUCCAUACACAAUACGGAGGCUAUAAACUGUUUUGAACAUUGCUCCACAGGCCUGGUAUAACCUUCCCCCAACCAGGAGCCCUGUCUUUCUAGUUUGGGCUGAUGGGAGUUGUGAUUCAACAUGUGGAGGACCGCUACUCCCCCACUUCUGCCCAAACACCCAUAAAGCGAUCUUAAGGAUUCAAGGAGGGGAGUGUGUGGGCCUCUCCCUGAGAAGAUGGGGAAAGGGCAGGAUGAAUAGAUCAAACAGUGUUUGAUUGGCUGGCACACCUGCCUGUCAUUUCAGUUGUGAAGGCAAUGGAGGAAUGUAAAGGCAAAAAUAAAGGGACCCCUGACUUAAGUCCAGCCUUGAACGACUCUAGGGUUGCGGCGCUCAUCUCACUUUGCUGGCCAAGGGAGCCGGUGUUUGUCCGCAGACAGCUUCUGGGUCAUGUGGCCAACACGACUAAGCCACUUCUGGCAAACCAGAACAGCGCACGGAAACACUGUUUACCUUCCUGCCGGAGCAGUACCUAUUUAUCUACUUGCAUUUUGACAUGCUUUCGAAUGGCUAGGUUGGCAGGAGCUGGGACUGAGCAGCGGGAGCUCACCCUGUCACAGGGAUUUGAACCGCUGACUUUCUGAUCUGCAAGCCUUAGGCUCUGUGGUUUAGACCACAGUGCCACUCAUGUCCUAGCAGAUGGAAAACACAAAAAACCAACUGAUUACAUUUAGCCCAGAAUGACCCCCCCAGCCCUUGCUAAAUUCCUACCAGCCCCCCUUAAAAAUAAUUAAUUUAUAAUACUCGCUGACCAUAGGUAUGCAGUCUUUAAUCCACUGUAUAUCUGUGUCCCCAACCUCUAUGGUAUCUUUUUUUCAGGUAUAAACCAUGGACCGGUUGUGGCGGGCGUGAUUGGAGCCCAGAAACCCCAAUAUGAUAUUUGGGGGAACACAGUCAAUGUGGCCAGCAGGAUGGAGAGCACGGGAGUGCUGGGGAAGAUACAGGUAGGGCUUUUAAAACACAGCCUGCGGUUUCUUAUGUGGCCCCCAGCGCCACCUGAAGCUUCCCUGUGCUUCCCUUCUAUCAGUAUUCCUCACCUAUUAAAAAAAAAAGUUUCCUCUUUCUAAGUAGUUUCUGAAUGAUAGUAUUUUAUUUGGAUGGAUUGUUGGGCGGGUGGCAGCAGGGGGUGUGAGUUACUUCCUGGUUAUAUGGCUUGGGAUAAAAGAUGUUUUUCCCCUAGCUUCCUGAGAACAAACUUGUGUAGAGCACUGAAGUCAGAAAGGAAAUACAUCCAGUUGCUUUUCAGAAUAGUAGCUGGCUGUUAUCAGCCACAGCAGGUGUAACAACAACAACAACAACAACAACUAUUUAUUUAUUUAUUUAUACCCUGCCCAUCUGGCUGGGUUUCCCCAUCCACUCUGGGCGGCUCCCAACAGAAUAUUAAAAACAUGAUAAAACAUUAAACAUUAAAAUCUUCCCUAAACAGGGCUGCCUUCAGAUGUCUUCUAAAAGUCAGAUAGGUGUUCAUUUCCUUGACAACUGGUGGGAGGGUGUUCCACAGGGUGGGCGCCACUACCGAGAAGGCCCUCUGCCUGGUUCCCUAUAACCUUAUUUCUUGCAGUGAGGGAACCUCCAGAAGGCCCUUGGCGCUGUACCUCAGUGUCUGGGCAGAAUGAUGGGGGUGGAGACACUCAUUCAGAUAUACUGGGCCAAGGCCAUUUAGGGCUUUAAAGGUCAGCACCAAUACUUUGAAUUGUGCUCUGAAAUGUACUUGCCGGGUUCUGGGAGAUGGGGGGUCUGGAAUGUUCUCCAGUGAUAAUGUGUCAGCCAGCUGCUCUGUCUCUGUCUCUCCCUCUUCUUCUUCUCCUAUUAUCUCUCAACUACUCUCUUCAUCUAUGUCUGAGCUGACCUCAAACCACUGUUGUAAAUCGACACUGUCUCCCUCUUCUCUAGAAGGUUCAGGAGGGGGAGGGGGAGGCGGUCUCCACCAUUCCUCCUCCGAUGUCCACUCCCUGACACACACCUGUGUGGGAGAAAGAUUUGGCCCACCAGCAAAUAUCUGGUACCCACCCACCCCAAUGAAAUGAAACCUCCAUAUUCAAAACCGGUGUGACUUUGCAUACCAGUCACUGGGAGCCAAACAGCAGGAGAAAGGUUUGUCUUUUGGUAUAUGCACCUUGACUGAAGAGGUGUGAGGGGGCAACCCUAUGUCAUUUCAUCUCAAGCAGUAUAUGGUCUUAAACAUACCCUGGAAUAAUAACCUGUCAUGGGUUAGGAAUUAUGACAUCUACUAGUAAAGGACUACCAAUGAACAAAAUAAAAAUUAGGGGAGUAUUUUCGUUGUGACCAUUUUUACCUAACCCAACCAAGAGCAACCAAGUUUUGACUAGAUUUUUGUAUUCUCUUUAAUGGUUCCCUCCUCUCUUCUUUCCACACAGGUCACAGAAGAAACAGCCAAGGCCUUGGAGACACUGGGUUACACUUGCUCCCUUCGUGGGGUUAUAAAGGUGAAAGGAAAAGGUGAACUUCGAACAUACUUUGUCUGUACAGACACGACCCGGCCUGGCCCCCAAGCACCUAUGCUGAGCUGAGUUUCUGGGAACGAAACUGUGACAAGCACCGGAUUAUUAUUAUUUUUUUGGGGGGGGGGAUUCCCUGGAGACAGCUGCAGGUGCUUCUUCCAGCCACUUGGGGGGCAGCAGGAGGCUUGACUCUCUAGCACUGGAUUCCCCGCAAGUCUUUGUGCUCCAUGCUUGGGGUUCAUGGGCUCUCACAAACUAUGUGUGUCAUAAAUGGAGUGGCUGUCGGAGGAAGAUUGAACCCUGGGGGCUGGGGAAAGACCCCCAAGGACAUACCACACAUGUAAAACUACUGUGAGCUGGAGAAAGUUGCUCAAGUACAUUUGCCCCUUUUGAAAAACAAACAAAACCAAAACCCUACCUCUGCAAUCAAUGACCAAUACACCUCCAUGUUUUCCUGCUGUGACAAAGACAGACCUUGCUGUUGACUCACCUAGAACUCUUUAAGGGCACCUCAAAUGGCCAAGUAGGGCUUUAUCCCACUUCACAGAAGGAAGACAGCAACUCCGCAAUCAAGUUCCCAAACCUUAUUUGAGGAACCUUCAGUCCAGCUGCUUGAUCUAAACCAGUGGUCUAAGGAACACCUUCAAUCCUCCUUUAGCAAGGCUGCUAAACUAAACUAAGCUCAGCUCAGCUCCCAAGCCCAAAACAUGGUGUCCAGUCAUUUUAUGAUGGUGCUUAAUCCCCACCCAGUCUGUUAAGCAGGGGCCAAUCACAGUGUGGCUUCUUGAAACCAUGGGGUUUGGCAGGGUUGGGAGAUGUCUGAACAGGCAUGUCUUGUAUCAGCAGUGGGGAGCUUUCAUCCUAGGGGCCUAAUCAGACCCACCAGACCUCCCCAUUUGGCCUGAGAGGCUGUUUCAGCCAAGCUGGACACAGACUGGCAGAUGGCUAUCCGAACAGGCAUACCUUAAACGAACAGAGAGGGAAGUAAUUUGGGGAAACUGGGGGGAUACAGCUAGGACUAUGGUCCCACUACUGGGUUGUAGUCGUCUAUUGUAGACAAGGGGUGAGGCUGGUUGAGCCCAAGAAACCAGGUUGUCACACAAGAAACCAAUAUUUUCCCAGUUUCUUUCUAGGCCAGUUUCUCUUCUGCCCUGCCCUGCCCUCUUCCUCUCCUGAUUGUGGCAUGUGUCUUUACCCUCCUUUUCACGUGCAGGUGCUGCAGGGUUUGAAAGCGACGUCAUGCCGGGGAACAGCUUCCCCCUUUUCAUUCAAGGAAUGGAUUCUCACCCGUGGUCAGUUUUGAUUUUGUGGGAAGUGAGAGGGAAGCAUACAGUACACAGUUUAAGGCCUUAGACCUGAGACCUGGGACACAGCUGUUGCCAAAUAGCUCAGAGGGGGCCUAAUUCAGCUCUCCUCUCCGGUCACUUUACUAGUUAAUGAGUUGACACUUCAACCAUGCUUUCCACCAAAUGGGAACCCUUUAUAGUAUGCACCGCAUCUCACACAUUGCUCUAGUGUUGCACUGGAAGCAGCAUGUGUGAAUCAGGUGGGGGUACGUCUUGUCCACAGGCCAGAUUUUGCCCUUCAGGUCUCUCCAUCCAGCCCUUGGGACUUUCCUUGGGCCACGCCCCUCUGUCCAGGCCACACCCCUCACUGGUCCUGCGCCACACCUUUGACUGCUUUUGCCUGGCUGGAAUAUGCCAUUGAACUGUGAUCAGGUCUCUUGCUUCCUGGAUAGAGGAAGGAGAGAUUUGGGGGAUAAAGGGAAUUUAGAGUGCUGUAUAAGGGCAAGAGUCUCACCCAUUGCUCCACUCUCUUUUGCUCCUGGCCCUGCCCACCACUGGUAGGUGCCCCUCCAAUGAAGGUUACCCACAAAGUAACAUGCUCCUCAAGCUGCGAAACAUCCACACCCCCUGUGUGAAUCCUAUUCCCCAGGAUCUGACCAAAACCAGAAUUUCUUGCAAGUCCAAAGGCAUGGCUGAAAAUCCUCUGUGAGGUUGCAAGCAAUUGUGGGCUGGACUUCCAAAAUCCAGUGAUGACUCGCCAGGCCAUCAGGUGCCUUUUCAAGAGAUGAGCUGCUCCCUUUCUGCUUGCAAGGAGGAAGAGGUGCAAGUGGAAUCAGAGCCGACCUAUUUAAAUUCUUGCAGAAAUAAACAGCGUGGUAUAUAUUUUAUUUGUAAAUAACGGUGUCUCUUAAGUGUUUCUUUCGUUGGCUUUGUUCUGCUCUUUUAAAAGAAAAAAGAAAACACUG